This is a messenger RNA of Pelobates cultripes (western spadefoot toad), 67078 nucleotides long. Lineage: Eukaryota; Metazoa; Chordata; Amphibia; Anura; Pelobatidae. The record is from the annotation of a GenBank genome assembly.
AGAACACUGCAUCAGCACCUGCUCAGCAUCUUUCCUCGGUUCAGGACCUGAACUGUAGGAAACAUGGGGCUCUGUAGGGGAAUGUGGAUACCUACAACAUGCUUGGUAAUAGUUCUGACAUGUCUACAAGUGCAAGGUAAGUCCCUGGGGACAUUCUCUUAUUCAGAUUUAUAAAUAGUCAUUAUGCCAUUUGUCACAAGUAACCAUGUAGAAUUAUUGCAUUGUCUCCCAGCAAAAUCUUACCCGUAAUGUAUGACCAAUUCAAACUAUCAGUAAUAUAAUAUCAAUAAUGAAUUCAUUGAUAUUAAUAUUAUUAAUGCUUCCUCUUAACAUAAAGACGACAUAUGCUUGUCUCAUUAAUCAAAAUAAUAUAUAUGAUAUUUCAUAUACUAAUAUUUAAUAUUUCGGAUAGCUAUAUGGAUUGUGUUUUUUUAAUUAAUAUAUCUAUAUCUGUAUAUUUAUAGCAUUUGCACAUUUGCACAGAUAAAUCAGUAAAUGCGUGUAAUCAUUAUGGUUGGUCAACAGUAGAUCACUGUAGACUUUACCGUGGUCUUAAUUUAUUGCUUAAACCAUGUACAUCUGUAAGAUAAAGAGUAGAGUAAACUACUGUGGCUGACUGCACAUAUGUGCAUUGUUCACAGAGCACUCAUUCCUAUGUUCCUGGCUGCUUUUCUGUGUCACUGUAUUUUUGAACAUUGUAUUUCCUAGGACAGUGAAUAAAGGAUAGGGGAGGUGGACUUUUAGGCUAUGUCUACAAUGACAUUGAGAGUGAAAUGUUUAAUUUAUACUGUUUGUAAAUGCAUUUACACAUUUUAUUUUUUUUAUUGUCAUGCAGCUGCAAAUAAAAUUUUGAAGCCACUGAAAAAUACCAACGACGUUUCAAAUGAGAAUUCUGCAUCAGGUUCAAAUGUGAAUUCGGCAUCAGGUAAAAAAUAAGUUUACUCAGAAACAGUGAACUGUGAGUUUAUUGUGUGCCACUAAAAACACAAUUACAAAUAAGAUCUUAUUUAUUUAUUUUUUGCUUAGUUUAAAAAACCUGCAUGUAUAUACAUUAGCAAGUUCUUUGUCCACAAAUGGAAAGCAGAAAUAGCUAAAAUUUGAGCUGAUUUUCACGUUUAAGUUCCACGCAGCAGAAUCAUACAUAUUGCUCAGUUAUUAAAAUUACCUAUGUCAAAUACAUGCGAAUCAGUUUAUUUAUUGUUUUACACAUUGUGUUCUGAGCAAUAUGCCUAUCUAAACUGUGAUGCAGUUGGGAUUAUUUUGCCUCAUGUACUUGCCAAUCUGAAGUUUUCAUUACGGCUAAUAGGAACGAAUGAUGGGAACAGUCACAAAAGAUGAUGGAGACCGGCGUGACAGCUCAUGGGAACAGGCAUUAGCAAGCACUAUGCACAACUAUCUAGCACCGUUUUGCACAUGUGCAAGCUCAUCCAUGGAAGAUCCUACGGUCUCACAGGACUUAAUUUUGUCCUUUCAUGUGAGAUAACAUGCAUAAUAGUAUAAUAGUGAGUAUGUCUCCAGGAGCCAAAGAAGAAUGGAGGCAAGGAAAUGUUGGCUUCAUUUAAGUAUAUCUACUCUGCUCUCAGCCACAUCCACACUAAUUGGCAUGCCACCAUGUGUGGUCUUUGUCAAUAAUGCAAAGAUCCUAAAUGUAUCUUAAAAGAUGCUAACCUUUCACAGUGAUAUGCUAAGUCUAUAUAUUACAAAGGGUGACUCCUUCCCCCCUACCUCCGAUUUAAAAAAAAAAAGCCCUACUUCACUAGAAGAAAAGUGUGUAGUUCUACACAAAACUACUUAGUAGCCAGGGGAGUGUCUUUCCCUAUACACUUACUCUGAAUGUACAUGUCAGAAACAGUAAUAGACAAUACUUAAAAUAGAACACUCAUACUUAGAGUCAUAAGCUGCUAGUAAAAAGCUGACCGAUAUAGCCACACCAUCUUAAGAAAUAAAGGACUAAAAGAUACAUAUAAAUGACAACUAUUGGUUUUUCAUAGUAGAAAUGCUAAACCCUUGAGGUACCACUGAUUCAAGCAUAUAUUAUUUCUUUUAAAAAACAUUGUAUAUGUAUAUAUGAGUACAUAGUCACUAGUUCGCCAAUCCCAUGUAUGAGACCCUAGACCAGUUUGAUCUAUGAAGCACUGGUGUUCAAAAACUCCAGUCUAUAAGAAUUUGAGUGCGUGACAUCAAACUGCCUUAUACGUCUAUGCAUGUCGCUUACAUGAAGGACUUUAUCAAGACUAAUAAAGAAUUGUAAGGUUUUUAGUGUCUUUUUGUCAUAAAUAUGGGUAUUGUUACUUAAAAACUAUUAGCAGCUAAACCCUCCUUCCUAAACAAAAUCUAACUUUUUCUUAGCACUUUCAUACUUCUGUCUUUACAUUCUUUUAUUCAUGUAUUAAAAAUGAUGAACUUUAAAAUAAUUAAUGGAUGAUUAUACUCAUAGUUAUAUAGUUACAUAGCUGAAAAGUGACUUGCGUCCACUAAGUUCAGCCUUCCUCACAUUUGUUUUUGCUGUUGAUCCACGAGAACUGUUGCUGUUCCUGCUAACAUUUUGCAUCCGGUUACUAGAUGCUGGACUGUCUCAGAGGCCUCUUUGCACAGUCUGCAGCUUGGGUCUUGCCUGGUGUGGUAGACUCCAGAUUCUAUUGAUCUGGUGCUGAGUGCCUGCUCCUGUGCUGCUAGGAUUAGUGCCUUAGUGCUGUACUUCAGUCCUGCCUUUUCCAACCACUGGUAGGAUUUUGUCAUGUGAGCCACAUCCACUAUCUGCCGGUGGUAAACCCCAUGGAGAGGUUUGUCUUGCCAAGAAACCUCCUCUUUUUCUGCUUCUUCAAUCUUUUGUUCUUUUCUAGGACAACAUAAUCAGAUUUUUUUGUUGUUGUUCAUGCCGGUUCUGAAUUAAAAAAAGGGUUACAUGUAUCAAGUAAAUAUGAAAAAACAAUAUGUAAACUCCAUGUGAUGGGUAUUUAGUAUCCAAUUUUUCUGUUCUUGCAGGUGCAAAUAAAUUAUUGAAGUCACUCAAAAAUUCUGUUGAGGAUUCAAGUGGCAAGUCUGUGGCAGGUAUGAUUUUCUCAGCAAUAUUGACAGGGUUAUUCAGUAAAGAGUGAAUAUACAGGAAUACACGUAUUUACAUUACAAAUAUAAGGCCAGAAUAGCCACAUUGGAAAAUGUUCUCAAUCAGCAAUGUUUUCAGUUUUAGCUAUUUUGGUUUGAAAUAUGUAAUUCAUUUUUAAUUCAUUUUGAAUUCCCAAUAAUGUACACGUUAGUAAAUAAUUAUGUGAGUGUGAUACUGAUAAAAACAAAUUCUCAAAUUCUUCAAAAAUCAGCUAUGUUUUUGGGUUGGCUUCUUUUACCUAAAAUACAAAUUUGGCUUUGAAUUAAUUUAGAAAUUUUGGAAAUUGAUACUUUAAUACAUAACCCUGUGAAUGUUUGUUAGCAUUUAUUUAAAGGUUUACAAAAGAAAAGGUCCUGAAAAUAAAAAAAAUCGAGUGCAUAACCCACUGAAUGUUAUUUAUUAAUCUGACAGUACUUGUUUACAUUUAUGUGAGGUUUUGUAGGUGUAUUUAGCUUCUAUUUUUUUCUGAUUCUGCAAUUGCAAAUAACAUCUUGAAGUCAUUCAAGAAUUCCAUUGAAGAUUUAGGUGACCAUUCUGCUCCAGGUACAAUUUUACUCUCAGAAACAUUGAGUGUGCAAGUGAAAUACCAUUUACAAGCAUAAACAGGACAAUACACACUAAUUUGCUUUCAAGGAUGCUUAUGCUUGACAAAGACUCAUGUGUGAGCCAAAAUGUGGCUUGUGUUACAAAGGCAAUUGCUGUACCUGGUUCUGAUUGUCUUUGGGAGUGUAAUUGCUCCAUUCUGGUGGAAUUUGCAUCAUAUUCAAAAAUGUUAAUUAAAUUCAUAGAAAAUUUAAAUUUGGGGGCAAAAACUGCUAAACUGGAAAGAUUAUCCAAGUCUGCUAUGUUUUAAGUUUGGCUCUUUGGUUUAAAAUUAAGUUUUUUAAAUACUGACAAUUCCCACUGUAAUGAAUAACCCUGUGAAUGUGUGUUAGAAUUUUUUUCAAGUUUUUUUUACAAGUAUUACGUGGAAUUUAAAGUGACUUUCUUUUUUUUUACCAAAAAGAUUGGAAAAAUUCUCCGUUUUGAGUUUGGCUACUUUAGCCUAAUGUUUGAAUUUGACUUUGAAAUUUUGACAGUUCACAUAUGAGUAACUAACCCAAUAAAUGUUUGUUAGGAUUAAUUUAAAGUGCUAAAAAAAUGAAAUAUGUCUCUUUGUUUCUGUCCAUGCAGCUGCAAAUAACCUCUUAAAGUCAUUUCAAAAUUCCAUUCAAGAAGAUUCAAGAGAUCAGUCUUCUGCAGGUAUCGUUUUACUUUGACAAAGAAAUACCUUUUAUCCUUUAAACUUUAUACUUUAUUUUAUAGUUGUUUUUUUUUUUACAUUUAUCAUCUCUACUUUUUCUGUCCAUGCAGUUGAUGAUAACAUUUUGCAAUCAUCUAAAAAUUCCAUCAAAGAUGCAAGUGGGCAAUUUAAAGCAGGUAAUUAUAAAAAUGCUCUUAUAAAUCUUAAAAUGCUCUUAUAAAUCUUAAAUUGAGAGGGAGUGUAGUUCCAUUCUGUUGGAACUUGCAUCUUUUUACUAUAUUCAAUAAUUUAAUUGAAAUUUGUAGAAAAUUUGAAUUGCAAGGAAAAAAUUGCCAAACUGGAAAGAUUCUUCAAGUCUGCUAUGUUUUCAGUUUGGCUUUUUUGGUCUAAAAUUAUAAUUUUACCAUAACUUUAUUUGUAACCCCUUAAGGACCAAACUUCUGGAAUAAAAGGGAAUCAUGACAUGUCACACAUGUCAUGUGUCUUAAAUCCUGGCAAUUCCAACUGUAAUGAAUAAGCCUGUGAAUGUGUGUUAGCAUUUUUUGAAGUUUCUAAUAAUAUUAAAAGAAAGUCAAAGUGAAUUUAAAGUAAAUUUUAUUAUUUUAUUUUGAUCAAAAAUAUUGGAAAAGUUAUCCGUCAGUUAUGUUUUGAGUUUGGCUAAUUUAACUUAAUGUUUGCAUUUGACUUUGAAAUUCUGGCAGUUCACAUAUGUGCUUUUACGAUUUAUUUGAAGUUCUAUAAAUGCAAUGUGUCUCUUUUUCUGCCCCUGCAGCUGCAAAUAACCUCUUGAAAUCAUUUCAAAAUUCCAUUCAAGAAGAUUCAAGAGAUCAGUCUUCUGAAGGUAUCCUUUUACUUUGACACAGAAACACCUUUUAUCUCUUCAACUUUAUACUUUAAAACUUAAAUUUAUAGUUUUUCACAAUUAUUUAUCUCUGCUUUUUAAUGUCAAUGCAUUUGCAGAUAACAUUUCGAAAUCAUCUAAAAGUGACAUCAAAGAUGCAAGUGGGCAAUCUAAAGCAGGUAAUUAAAAAACGCUCUCAGAAAUCUUAAAUUGUGAGCUUAUUGUGCGCAUAUUAAUAUUUUGUUUUCCCAAUGGCCAAGAAAAAGCAGCUCUGAAAUGGAAUGAGCUAUCAGUAGCUGAAAGUUUCUUCUUAAACAAAAUCCAACUUACCUAAACAGCUAUUGGGACACCCAGAACCUUCAUGAUGACCUACACGUGGUCUCCUCUUUAAAUGAGUUUUGUAGGGGUACAAAUAAUCCCCUAGUAAAUAGCAUAAAGAAUAAACACAGAAUUAGCUUCUAUUAAAUAUGACUAGGCAUGACAUCUACAAAUCUUUCACGAUGCAUAUUAAAGGAGCACUCCUGUUUGCAUUUCAAAUUCAGCUCACUGAAGUUGUUAUUUGGACAGAGAUGUCUGAGCAUCAUCAUAUAUUCAGGGUUUAAACCAUUUUAUUUAAUUACAGUGUAAUUCCAAAAUUGGUCUUCCAGCACUCAACACAUAGAUAUACAUUAUACAUUCAAUUCAGACUGUUAAUCAGACCUUUGGAAUAAUGCUGAAAAAUUUAUUGGACAAUAGUGGUCUGAAACUACAGUAGUUACAUCAUGUUUUAAUUUAACAUUUUUACACAGGUGCAAAGAAUAACUUAAAGUCAUCUAAAAACUCAGGUGGACAAGAUACAUCAGGUGAGGAAAUGUAAUAAAUCAUUACAGGGGAUACCCUCCACUGUUUCGGCAACUUCUACCAUUCCUUUCUAUCAAGCUUACAAUUUAUUAUUAGAAAUUGCUUUCAUGCUCAAAAAUGUAACAUGUAAGGAACGUUCAAAUACACAAAUGGAGUAAGAAAAGAAGGUGACAUUUUUUUUUUUUUCUCUGGGUAAAAUCGCUUCUGGCAAUUGCGUUCCAACAAACCUAUUCCAAAUAGAGAUAAUACCACACUUGAUGAUACUCCCAGGAAAAUUAUCAGGCACUAUAUAUUGUAUAUGUUCAUUUAUUCAGCAAAAACAGAUACACAACGCAGGUAAAGAAAAAAUGUAGGCACCAAAAAAAAAAAACUAAGAAAAAAACUGGACAUGUUUCACAUCUAAUAAACAACGCUUCUUCAGAAGGAAAAAGAAAAAAAAAAACACUGUGCUUUAAAAAGUAUUAGGAAGAGGAGGUGAACUAAAGGAAGUAUAUAUACUCCCCUCCUUCUAUAUAACCUUAUUGCCCACCGCACUUAUAGUUGUAAUUGUAGUUCACUACUCUUGAAGCAAACUACAUGCUUGGUUGAAGCUAGCACACAGUAAAAGCAACGUGUCCAUCCACAUUUAAAAAGCCAAAAUUACGUGUUAGGAUAUGAACCUAACUAAUCACACUUCUUUGUGCAUUCGAGCUAAGGACAUCAUAAAGAACCAUUCUAUAAGAAAUUAUCCAUUUCAGUUACGUAUGUCAAAUGAAAAGUUCUGAAAAAAAUGUGGAAAAGGGCAAAUGAUAAUAAAUACCUAGCAAAGCCAGAUAAAAGGAAUAGUGCCAUCUAUUUUUAGGGGCAAGCAUGCAAUUAACUCUAAAACAGUAUGUAAUCCAGUGUUAAUUACCAUUCCAGAUAGGACUAAAAUUUGCACUGAGAUGAUACAACAUGCAAUAUAAGUGAACUGCUAGCACUAAAUUAUAUGUAUCCAAGCUUGCCACAAAGCUGAUACAUGACAAUGGCUGCAAAAACAGUCUGAAUCAUAUGCACAUGUUAGCAAAAGAUACAAAUAUAUUUGCUAGGUGAAAUCCAAUGCUUAUAUGAAAACAAUACAAAUCCUUAGUGUUUCUCCUUUUUAAUUAGCAUUCUGAAACAGCUGUGGUUAUUUCGUGUUUUACUUAUUUAUUUAUUUAUUUUUUACACAGGUGCAAAGAAUUACUUAAAGUCAUCUAAAAACUCAAAUGGGCAAGAUACAUCAGGUGAGGAAAUGUAACAUUAUAUGGGGCAAGGCCAGGGCAAGGACUCUUGGGUACAUAAGCGUAGAUGCAUUUUGCCCCUUACCUGCAAAAAAAGGCAAAAAAACCCCCCAAAACUUCUUGAUUCAGAUUUGUCCUUAUAUCAACAAAUUGUUACCAUAAACAUUAACCAUAUUAUUCUUGAAUUUUCAAACCUUAAAAUUUGUAGUUAAAGAACCACUAUAGUGCCAGGAAAACAUACUCGCCAGGCUCUAGGGAGUGGAAGGGGUUAAACUUACCUCUUUCUCCAGCGCCGGGCGGGAAGCUCUCCUCCUCCUCUCCACCUCCUCCUACUCGGCUGAAUGCACAUGCGCAGCAAGAGCCGCGCGCGCAUUCAGCCAGUCUCAUAGGAAAGCAUUCAUAAUGCUUUCUUAUGGACGCUGGCGUCUUCUCACUGUGAUUUUCACAGUGAGAAGCACGCAAGCGCCUCUAGCGGCUGUCAAUGAGACAGCCACUAGAGGCUGGAUUAACCCUAAUAUAAACAUAGCAGUUUCUCUGAAACUGCUAUGUUUAUAGAAAAAAAGGUUAAUCCUGGCUGGACCUGGCACCCAGACCACUUCAUUAAGCUGAAGUGGUCUGGGUGCCUAUAGUGGUCUUUAACCUGAUAAAACCAUCACUUUAUGCACAUAAUUCCAAAUCUUUACAUAUUAUUGUCUAAACAACCCAUCUGCUUUUAUAGGUGAAAUAUAAUUUUUUUCUUAUAAUUGAAGUUUGUGCCCUUUAGUCAUUUGUACUGUCCUGUAAACCCUUUCGUGACCAAGCAGUUUGGAAAAAAAAACAGCUCUAGAAUCCGAGUAAUAUGGUGUCCUGUGAAGUAAUGUUUAAAUGUAUUUUGUAUUUUUAAUGUGCAUUUAAGCAUUUAAUCUUUUAUCAUAUAAUCAAGUUACAGGCAAGGAAACAGUGUUGUAAAUAAAUAUAUACACAUUAUAUGAUUAUAAUAUAUGCAUCAGACACACACAGCUAGACACAGUCACACGUAUACAUACUGGCAGACACACACAAACAAACACACACAUAUACAUGCUGACAGACACUCCACAUACACUGUUAGCAACACACACACAUUUGCCUUGCUGGUGUAGUGGUAAAAGUGACAGCAGCCAUCAGAUAGGCAGUACAUGCUGCUUCACUGCUGCUUUAUGAUGUGAUUUGAAGUGUGAUGGAGCAGGGAAGAGUGUGCUGGCUAAUGGCUGCUGACAGAAUCUAUAUAAAUCUGUGAUGCCCCCCAAUAUUCUCAGCAACCCUCCAAUUACCUGCUUCUCCUCUUGAGUGGCUGUCCUUUCAUGUGUACAGCAGCUACCCUGCUCCCUGUGAAAACAGGAAUAGGACAAAAUGAGCUGCCUACCAUUCCCAGCUUUAUGGCUUUAUGAGCGGGCUCUGAGGAUUUCCUCUCUACUGGACUGCAGCCUAAUCAGUAAAAAGAAACGGAGAGGCUGUAGCCCCUCACUUCUAGAGCGGCAUUAUCAGUAUUACUAAAAAAAAAAAAAAAAAGACAACAGGCAGCUCUCUCUCUUUGCAAUAAACAAAUGUAAUUUGGAAUUAUGCAAAUCAUGAAUACAUAAUUGUUGAGAUGAAGGGGUUGAUGAACAGGCUGCCAUGGAGCUGACUGCACUAGCCUUGUAUAUAUUGCUUCAAUGCAAUCACAUCCCCUCCAAGAGUAAAAAAUAAAUAAAUAUAUAUAUAUAUAUAUAUAUAUAUAUAACUAGAUACUCUAAUAUCGCAUGAUUUAUGUAAUUGAUGGGGCACAAUGUAAGUAAAGUCAACAUUUUAACCACAUAUUUAUAAAUGUGACAGACUGAAAAAAGGAAAAAAGGGUGUGGAUAUAGAAAAACGUAAUAGAAGAGCAGAAACCAGUUUUGGUGUUGAAAGAGAUGGCAUCUGUUAAUUUAGUGAUGAAUGAAUAGCACUGAACUGAAAAUGUAUGUCAAACUUAAAGUAACGUUACUCUUUUAAAAGUACCUUAGAUUAGAAUAGUCAAGCUGAAAAAACUGGUGAAUUGUAUAUUUUUUCCACAAUUUUGUCCUAAUAUUUCCAAUCCCUUUUUUUGUGAUUCACCUUAGUUUGUUGUUUAAUAAAUACAUGCCUCCAUGCUUCGUAGCUACUAUUACUAUUUAGAGAGUUGUGUUUGAUUUGCAUUCUGUAGUUUUAAAAAUAUGUGUUAUCUCUAUUUUGUAUGUUUGCAGCUGCAAAGUUUAAAGUUGAUUUAUUUUAAAAAGAAUGAAGUAAUGAAAUUCAGAAAAACCAAGUUAUUCACAGUGAGAAGCUGAAUGUACUCAAAUAACGUUGCAUGAGUUAUGCAAAAAACUAAAAAUAUUUUUUGACCAUUUCAGACCAUGGAGUGGAGUACAUAAAACCUAGAGGCCAGUCUUUAAAAAUAUCAGUUAAAAAAACUCAAUUUUACAGCAACACUCACUUGACAGAUUAUACGUUUAUUCACUAACACUCUAAUUUUGUGAUUUAAAAUAAUGCUGCGCAUGAUAUGAAAUCAAUAUCAUACAGAUCUCAAAAUUUCAUUCUACAAAAAAUAUUUUUUUAUUGUAUAAAAUCUAAAUAUAUUUCAUGUAUUUAUGAGACUAAUAGGAUAUGUAAAUAUAAAUAGUUUACAUUAGUUGUUGCUUCGUGUACAUCAGUUUGCAACCAGCUGAAUUCAGGCCAAAUUAACUACAUUGGAAGAAAAUUCAAUGUUAUUGUUGAUUAAUUCUGGAUUUUAUUCAACUGACUCAUUUUUAUCUAAAGUUCAAGUACAGUACUCAUAACUCAUUAAUAAACGUUAACUUAUAGCUAGCUUAUAGUAAGCAAAUGCAUUUUACACUUUAUUACAAGCUGUGUCUGUAUACUACUGCACGGUAAAAAUGCUAAAUGUAUGGCCAGUGGAACAUACAUACAUGCACUGUAUACCUUCUGCAUGUUUGGUACCUAACCUCUGCUGUAAUGUAAAUAAAAAUGUGCUAGGUGUACCUUUAGUACUAUAUAUAAAAAUAAAAAAGUAAUUUUAACAUUUUAGCCUUAGACAAUAAUGAAUUGGUAUUAUUUCCUAAUUCUUUAAUGCUAACGAAUUUACUAUUUGAUGUAUAAAUUACAAGUGCUAAAAAGUAGUGAAAUUGUUUUAAUGGUUUUUUUUCCACAUUGAUCCAUGCUUCCCAUACAGAGUUAUUCACUAAAGUAGAAUUCAAAGUGAAGUUUAAAUUCAAGGUAAAAAAUUGCCAAUUUGGAAACACUCUUUAAGACAGCAUCCAGUUUGGUUACUUUGGCUUUACAUUUUAGAUUCACUUUAAAUUUUCACCUUAAUGAAUAACCCUGUAUGGGAGGCAUGGAUCUAUGGGGGAAAAAAACCUAAAUGUAAAAUGUAAAUUAUAAACCAAAUAGUAAAUUCUUUAGUCUGGAAAUAGUAUCUAGAUAAUAGUAUCUAAAAAAUAAAUGUUUUACAAUGUAUCACAUUAUUUAAUCUUUAAUUUUUAAAUUUGUGUUAAUUAAUUUUUAAUGAUCUACAUUUGCUCUCCUAUUACAGAUCAGAAUUCAAAAUCAUCCAAGCUGAUCUUUAUUUCACCAACGACUCCUCCUGUGUUCAGAAGUGAGUGAACGUAGGACACUCUUGACGAGUGCAGUAUUUGUUGAAUCGUGCAAUAUUAAAACAAUAAACGUAGGGAACUAGUCAGUAAAUUGCCAACUAUUGGACUACAGUUGUUAGAAGUGCAAAAGUACACCAAUCCUUAAAUAACAUACCAGCGCACACACUCACUCACUAAACACCAACUUCAAAGCUCAAAAUAGGUAAUAGUUUUUUUUUUUAAAAUUAAUUAAUUUAUUUAUUUAAACACCCAACGUGGGCAAAAAUAAUGAGGAUUUAGCUACAUUAUAUGAUCACUCAUUGCACAACGUUAAUGUUCCCCGGUUUUGGCAGGCCCUAUCCUAGCAGCCUAAGGAAUAAACAACCUAUCAAGGCGUUUCUGCCACUACAUUUAAGCCACUUUCAGGGAGUGAAGUAUAUGUUUUUAUCUUUUGUGAUAUACUACUUUUUACACUAGUUUCAAACAUUGUAGAUCAGUAGAUAUUUUCAGUGCUUUUCUUGAAAUUUUCAAAGUGGCACUCCACUAUUUGAUUACAUAAAUACAUGAAAAUGACUGUUUAGUAGAUAAACUUGCAUACAUUUAAUUAUGCUUUUUGUUUGAGUAUAUUUAAUUACAACUUGCAAAAGCUGCAGAUCUCUUGUCUGAAGUCCUUGCAAUCCUUCUACUUCUAACCCAGCCUGGACAUUCUGUGGUUCUCCAAUCAGACUUCUGAAUUUAACUCAUUGAGUAGUCUUUGCAUGGCAAGUACUCUGUACAAUUUUCUGCCUUUUUAGUUUAGCACCACUGAAUUAAACAGCCAGGAAGUAGAGGCCCAGUUGUCUGACAGAUAGGGGUGUAACAAGGUUAAUUUAUAAAAGUGCUAAUUUCUAUUCAAAUCUGCACUUUUUGUAAAAUAAAAAGAAUAUAUACAGUUUAAACAUAAAGCACUUCAGCAAGAAUGUCCCUUAAAGGUGUAAUUUAAGCAAUAUUUUCUUUAGUAAAAAGAAACAUUAUUUCAUUGUUUUCAUAAAGAUGAGUUUCUAUUUAACUCAAAAUCAAAUGUAAUAAUGGUUUGAUAACUUACAGGUCUCUCUUCGGCUCACAAUAGCCGAGUCUGCAGUACAUGGGGUAAUUACCACUUUAAGACCUUUGAUGGAGACAUAUUCUACUAUCCCGGAACCUGCAACUACUUGUAUGCUUCCAACUGCCAUAGUAACUUUGAAGAAUUUAACAUCCAAAUCAGACGUUCUGUUGUGGAGGGCCUUCCCACUAUUACUGACAUCAGUAUGAAGAUAGAUGGUAUAUUUAUUGAAUUGAAAAGUGGAAGUAUUACAUUCAAUGGUGAUAUGUAAGUUUAUUCAACCUAUUAUAGUAUUAUUAAGAAUUAUCAAUAAUAAUGAAUAACUUAAUUAAAGGGACACUAUAGGCACCAGACUACUUCAGCUCAUUGAAGUGGUCUGGGUGCAAUGUUUAAAUUGCAGCUCUAAGUCUGCAUUCAGUGGUUGUCUACCAGAGAACAUACAGUGACAAAUUUUUCAUAUGGGGUCGUCUAAUGAGCUUGCUGCGCAUGCACAUUAGCGCCCGCUUGUUGUGGGACGUUGGAGGGGGCAUAGCGUCAACUUAGAGCCGAGGUCCCUCGGCGUUGGGAUCAGGUAAGUAUAUAAAGGUUUCUUAACCCUUUACUUCUCAGGAAGGGUGGGGUGUGAGGGAGGGAGGAGGCAUGGGAGCGAUAGUACCAUGAAUACAGCUUUGUAUUCCUGGCACUUGAGUAUCCUUUUAUUAGUUUGGAAAUUAAGGGUAUGUACAAUUAUGUGUUGGGUGAGGGAGUUUCUAAAGAAACCACAAUACUAUCAUUGUCAAAUAAUUCCUACACAACUUUUGGAGGAAAAAUGCACUUGAUUUUCUGUACACAAAUUAAAUUUACCAUUAAAUAGAAUUAACUAAAAAAAAAAAAAAAUCAGCUACGCUUUAAAUACAGAUAUUCCUCCAGUUUUUCCUUUGGGUAAAAUAUUUUACCUAUCCUUUUGAAAGAUUUAUUGAUGACAUAAAAUUGUUUAAUUUGAUUAUACAUAUAGAAAUAUUUUUACAGAGUGGAAAUGCCAUAUGCUUAUUCGGGAAUCCAGAUUGACAGAAGAGGAAUGUAUAUUAGAGUCAAUGCUAAAUUGGGACUUGAAUUCAUGUGGAAUGAAGAUGAUGCUGUUCUGGUAAUUUUUUUAAAUUUUACUUUAUUGGCAAAAAGGACAUUUUUGACAUUUACUAUACCCACUUCAAGUCUUAAUUUUGUAUUUCAGUCUUUGUUGAGUGUUUGUUUCUCUCUCUCUCUCUCUCUCUCUCUCUCUCUCUCUCUCUCUCUCUCUCUCUCUCUCUCUAUAUAUAUAUAUAUAUAUAUAUAUAUAUAUAUAUAUAUCAUAUUUAAAAACGAUUCAUGAAACUCAAGAAAGCAAAACAAAAUAAAACAUGGAAAGUCCCAGUUUUAAAAAGUAAACAAUGUUGUUUUCCAAACCCAAUUACAAAAAUAAUCCUUACUUGGAUUAUAAUUCACAUCUGACAAUGUUAAUGUGGAUAUACAUUAUAAACUCAUUUUAGCUCUGUCUGUCCAACUAUUUUUUCUAAUGUCUUGCUAUUUUAGUGUAACUGUUGUGACUAUUUAACUUUAAGGAUUUUCUUCCUAAAAGUACACUGUAAAAGUCUAAACGAGUUAUCUGGAUUUGAUGGAGGUACCUGGCUUGUAUGUAAAUUUUGAUUAGCCUUCUUUUUCAUAUAUCUGAUUUCUGUUAUCCACCACUUUUUUUUCCAAUGCUUUACUGUUAUGCAUUUUUUUUCUUGAUUGCCCCUUUUUCUUUCUCCUUAAUUUCCAUUUUUUUUCUCAUUCUCUCUGAUCGCUUCUGCCUACUUUUUCUUGUCCAUGCACUAGAUAUGACACGUUUAAGCUGUAGUGAGGCCAAAUGUCUCAUAUGUUACAGUACUUGCAUUUAUGGCCAUGACCAUAAUGUCAUAAUUGUGCCUUUUCUUUUCUCACAACAAAAACUGUGUCAUUUGAGUGUUGGUUAACCCCUUAAGGACCAAACUUCUGGAAUAAAAGGGAGUCAUGACAUGUCACACAUGCCAUGUGUCCUUAAGGGGGUUAAUCUUGAUAUUUGGUCAAAAUCAACAGGAGGGGAAGCCUGUUGAUAUUUUGUAUUUAGGAUGAAAAACUCACAAAAUGUAACAAUAUAACAUAGUUCCAACUUUUCAAUAUAUAAUAUAAAAACAGCACAAAUUAGUAAUCCUCUCAAGCAAAACAAUACAAGAAUUAGAUUUUUUUAAUUUUAUUAAUAUUACCACAAACACCAUUUUAUUGUAGGAUAAAAAAAACACAACAUGCCUGACUGUAUAUUUUUACUGUAUAAUUUUAUCAUGCAUCACAAUGGUGUAUGAAACAUAUAUACAUGAUUUGAAAUGUUCUAUUGUAGAAAGACUCAUCACCAUAUAUAUAAAUAUUUCAAGACAAAUAGAUUAUUAUUAGAUAAACCAAAGUUUAAUUUAGAAAUUUUAUUAGACAGAUCUGGUUAGUUGAUUUAAUAUGUGUGCAUUUGUUAAACAAUCUUAAAAUACAUUUGAAUUAAUCAGUAUGUUAUAGAUACUGUUUCUAUAAAAAAUCAUUCAACAUUAUCCAUUGUAUUAUUUCUAUUUCUAUUUAGUUGGAACUGGAUACUAAAUUUGCCAAUCAAACAUGUGGUCUUUGUGGAGAUUUCAAUGGGAUUCCAAUUUACAAUGAAUUCAUUUCAAACAGUAAGACAGCAAUUUAAUAUUUUUGGGGGGAAUUUUUACAAGUCAUAAUUUGCACUAAAGGCACAUUCCUUCUUCUAGAUGUACAACUCACUGGUAUCCAGUAUGGAAACUUGCAGAAGUACAAUGGUCCAACAGAAACAUGCCUAGAUCUGACCAUGACUGUUAAGGAUGGCUGCACAGAUCUUGUAAGCAGUAAAUUAUAUUGAUAAAAUAUACAAAGUCUGUGUUGGGGACAUAGCUUUAUCUCCAUUGUCCAUUCUCAAUUAUAUAAGUUAUCUCAAUGGCCUAUUCCUCAGUUGUAAUAUUGUAUAAUCUUUAUAUAAAUAUGUUACAGUUACAUAAUUGGCAUAGUUAGAUAGUUGUCUAGGUUGAAAAAACAAAAAUCCAUCAAGUUUAACCUUGAAACCCAUUAUGUUAUGCUGUUGAUCCAAAAGAAGGCAACGAUAACAACAAAACUAAACAAUUGUAGCCAUUUCAAAUAAUUCCAUAAAAAUGGGAAAAAAAUCCUCCUUCUUGACUUCAUGCAAUCAAAUUCCUCACUGGAUCAAUAGCCUGUUCACAUACAUACUAAGUAUACAUUGAAUAUUCUGUUUUUGAAAAAAAAAAGCAUCCCCGCCUUUUUUUAAAUAUCAGUAAUUUCUGAUAAGACAACCUUUGAGGUAGUAAAUUCCACAUCUUCAUUGUUCUUACUGUAAAGAACCCUUUCCUCUGAAAACUCCUUGCUUCCAGUCUCAAUGGGUGACUUAUUGUCUUUUUGAUAUUCCUGCUAAUGAACAUGUUAGCACAUAGUGGCUUGUAUUGACCAGGUAUAUAUUUACAUAGUGCUAUCAUACCAUAGUGCUACCUCUGAGGCACCUUUUUCUAAAGAAACCAAAUUUAGUUUGUCUAGACUUUCUUCAUAACUAAGGUUUUUAAUUAUCCUUAAUUAUUUUGUAACUUGUCUCUGCAUUUUUUCUAGUUUUGCAAUACCCUUCUUUAAAACUGGUGCACGGUAUUGCACCACAUAUUCAAGGUGGGGUGAAACGUUAAAAAAAUAAUAAAGAGGCACAAUUAUAUUUUGGUCUUUAGUAAUAAUAGUACUUUUUUUUUUUACAUAAAAACAGUUUAUAGCUUUUAUAGAGCAGAAUUGCAUACUGUUGUCUAGUUUGUUAUCUAUAAUUAUUCCCAACAUUUAAUGUUAUCUCUAACUGAAACCCAUUUAACGUAUACGUAGCUUGUGGAUUCCUUAUUCCAAAUUGAAUGACUUUGCAUUUAUCUGUAUUGAAUCUAAUUUGCCACUGAAUCUCAUUUGCCUAGUUGCUCCCCAAUUAUUCCAAAUCCCUUUUCUAAAGAAGUUAUAUCAUGCUCAAGGUCAUUUAAAAUCAGUUAAAAUACAAGAUUGCUCUGGAAUAUAAAAAGUGACCUUGUGUAAAUGCAAACACACUGCUUGUACUAACCUCUUGAAGAAAUGUAUAGCAUUACAUGCUGAUGUUAUAGUGUUGAGUACCAUCUUUGUUGUAGUAUAGGGGAAAUUAUCAUGUUCUAGCUUAAGGGUUAUAUAUAAUUGACUGCAUGAAAUGUUUUACUUCUGUAAGAACCAGGAGACCAAUGCAAAUCCAUCUUUGAAUAUAGAAAUUCCCUUACUUAAAUUGUAUGGUUAGUUGUAUGUUUAUUGUUAUAUAUAUUGUUGUAUAUAUAUAUAUGUAUCUAUCUAUCUAUACUUAUCAGUCACAACAUUAAAAUCUCUGCUGUCAGAUACAUAUGCCACACACACAGACUCACACAGCACCAAACAGACACACAGUUGGACAUGCACACACAAACACGCUGUAAUACAUUGUCAGUCACACACAGAUAGCCAGAGACUCAUAUACACUUUGUCAAACAGACACACAGUCAGAUAUUCACAUCCACACACAUUGUUAGAUACACACACAUCCAAGGUCAAAAAGACACACAGUUGAGAACACAUCCAAUGUCAAAUACACACAACCAGACCUACGCACUCAUACACAAAAGAUACAUAUGCACAUAGAUACGCAUACACUGUCAAACUGACAUACAGCAAGAGACACACACAGUCAGACACUUACAAGUCCAAAUCCCCAACCUCUUCCCUACACAGUAAAAAAACAUAAUUUUACCCUGCCCCUAUGCUUUACUCUCAUCAGACAAUCCUAACAUGGAGGCCAUGAAUUGAAGCUUGCUUGGCAGCACAGUGUGAGAGAUGGAGGGAGAUGAUAUAAUAUGCCACAUCCCUGCCCUCUCCACACACUGCAUGUGUCUGAUGCUCAACUGCCAGUUAGAGCAGCUUUAUGGUAAUGCUAGGAGGAAGUGAUAUCUAUGAUAUCACAUCCUCCAGUGCUGCUGCCUGUGUGGGAGCUAAGCAGGCUCUGCAGUCCAGGAAAGAAGAAAUAUAUAUCUGACCAAAUGGACUACUAAGUACUACAGAGCCUACUGCACAUCCCUGAGUUGGACCGGGCCCUUUACAAGUUUACUGCCUGUACCCCGCUGAUGGUGGGCGUGUGUAACAACCAGACAGAUAUAACAACAAAAAGUGCAUAUAUUGUAAUUCUGUUUAAAACACUGACUAUUUGUAUAAAAACAAAGGACACUCACACUUUUAAAAACAUUUAUAAACAAAAGUUAAAAAUAAGCAUUUAUAAUAAAGUUCAAAGGACCAAUCCAAAGAGUCAUAGUUGGUACACCUUCGUCUUUAUGAUGGAAUUAUUCGAUGUGUGACUUACAUAAAGUCAUCAUGGUUCUAUAUUGUGGGUUGUACGAUAUUGUGAUAUGAGCAUAUAUCUACUCUUAAGGCUACAAAGCCAGACUAUGUACAGUCUUGUGAGGCCAAUAGGUUUUUGACAGCUAUUGUGACACAACAUGCUCUGCAACAAAUUGACUUUUAUUUGGGAUAUUAAUCAAGAUUUUAUUUUAAUUGUGAGAAUUUGAUAUCAAUUCCUUCACAGAGUAGAAUAUGUGAAGUCACCUUGACCAGCUCAGCUUUCUUAUCCUGCAACAAGCUUGUAGAUCCUAUGCAAUACAUUAAUGCCUGUGUGCAAGAUCUAUGUCGUUGUGCAAAAAAUGCAACUGGUUUCUGCCUAUGCAACACUUUCACUGAGUAUUCCAGACAGUGCGCCCAUGCCGGAGGUGUACCUGGAAAUUGGAGGAGAGACAGCCUGUGCCGUAAGUCUCCUUUUUUUCACAUAUUCAGCAAUUUAGCUCCUUACUUUUGACUAGAGGUUAACAGAUGGCUAAGCAGUGCAUGUUCUUCAGCACAUCAAUACACUUAUUUUAUUUGUAUUUUUUUAGUUUAAUUUUAACUACUUUGAAAUGAUUACCACCCUAUUGCACAUCUCAUCAAUUAUACCAGAUUCCUUUUAAUAUUACAGCAUUGACAUGUAACCAGAAUCUACAGUACAAGGAAUGUGGAAACCCAUGUCCAAACACUUGCACCAACCUCGAACACUCAUCAGUCUGUGACAGCCACUGUAUUGAUGGAUGCUUUUGUCCAGAAGGUAAAAACUUUGUCUAUGAAGGUAUAAAUAGGAAAUGGGUUCAAGCUAUGCAGUUGGGAAUGUUUAUGUAUUUGAUUCAUUGCAUUAUUUUAACAUUUGCAUGACAUGUUUUAACUCUUUUCAUGUGAUAGGAACCGUGUAUGAUGACAUCAACAACGCAGGUUGUAUCCCAAGACAGCAGUGCUCCUGUUCCUAUAAUGGAAAUGUCUAUGCAGCAGGCACUGGGUUUUCUGAGAAAUGUCAAUCUUGGUAAACUCACUUUUUCUAUACAUCUGACCUUAUGACACAGUUUAAAAAAUAAUGUUACUUGAAAGUUUUCUCUAAAAUAUGUAAAUUAAACCUGUAUCAUCUAAAGGAAUUAAAGAAACGAUCUAUCGAUCUAUCGAUCUAUCGAUCUAUCUAUCUAUCUGUCUGUAUUCGAUCACAUUCAUUCCUUUUAUGACUUUAUAAUCUUUUAUUCAUACUUUGUUUUUAUUUUGCUUUAUUUGUCGUCAUGGACAUCACAGACAUCAUAUCAAACGUGAAAUUUAAAUAAAUCAUGUCAGGAGUACAUUUCUUUUUUAUUAACCACCAAAUGCCAUGGAUAUAGGGUGCUAAAUUAUAUAUACCUAUACCCUCAACAGGUCCACAUUAGAAUAUAUAAACAAACACCCUAGCCCACUUAAUUUAUCAUAAUAACUCUUUGUUCAUACAAAAAUAGACAUACAAUAUUUAUCCACCAAUUUAUAAAAAACUAUGUAGAAAUAGAUCAGUUCACUGUAUAAAUAAAUAUGGAGUUACAUAUAGCUUUAAAUAUAUUAGAAAAUCUAUCAGAGCAAUUACCCACUAGAUCAUAAGUGUUACCUUUAAGGUUAUGCCAAGUUAAACAACAACAACAGCUGUGAUCUCCGCUCUCUUCUCCAUUUAACACAAAUUUGGGACAAUUCCCAGAAGAACCUAGUUGUUCAGAGAACACAUAUUCAAUGCAUAUUCUACUCAUAUUAUGUGUUGAUCAUUGCAGCUACUUUCUUCUAGUUUAUUGUCCCUAUAGAUAUGUUGAGCGUGUCUGUUCUUUUAAGUGAGAAAACCUAAAAUUAAUUCCAAUAUUAUCUUUCACUAUCAACAAUCUAAACAGUUACAAAUAUGAAGAAAUUAAUAUUAUAUAUGUAAUGUUAGUCCAAUAAAAAAGGUAUCAUUGCAUACUGCAAUAAUCUGGUACUUUGGCAUAUAUAUAUAUAGAAAAUAGUAAAUGAAGGCUUGCACUCACGGUCUUUUUCUUGUAUAAAAGUUUUCUUUCUUUAUUCCAUAUCUCUUAAAACAUAAUUUCUGUUAGAAUCAACGUUUCAGCCAUCGUCCAUGGCUUUCAUCAGGAUCAGUUCAGCAAAAAACUUUUUUUGCUGAACUGAUCCUGAUGAAAGCAACGGACGAUAGCUGAAACGUUGAUUCUAACAGAAAUUAUGUUUUAAGAGAUAUGGAAUAAAGAAAGAAAACUUUUAUACAAGAAAAAGACCGUGAGUGCAAGCCUUCAUUUACUAUUUUCUAUGAUAUUUGACUUUGGCUGGAAUGCACCCGGCAUUUGAAUAACUUGAAAGAGUGUGUGCAGGGAUAAAAAGGAACAUUAUAUAUAUAUAUAUAUAUAUAUAUAUAUAUAUAGCAAAAUCCAAAUAGAUUAUGGUGGGGAAAAAUUGUGAUUGAAAACCCCUUCCACCUGAAGUAUGUGGAUAGUUAAUACAAUGCUAAACAAAAAUCUGCACACCAGUCAAGCCAUAAGACUUGCUUUUCCCACAGAAAUCCCAAAUCAGCAGUGAUGUUACAACCGCAAAGGAUUUGGAUAUUUUGCUUGCUUCCAAGCACUACCAAGCCUCCAUAAGCAAACCAGUAACCAACCUCAUGCUGAAGAGUUGCAUUAACAACGAAACAGCUGUCCAUGAGUGGUUCACUGGUUUUGCAUCUUAUCCUAAAUUGUGUUCCAAGCAGUUGUAUACUGCAAACACAAAUUAAAAGGAAUCCAUGUUUAAAAUGGAAUGAGGCAAAAAUGUGAUUCUUUGUUAAACUAAUUUGCAUAUGCCCACCCAGAAUCCUUUGCGGUUGUAACAUCACUGCUGAUUUGGGAUUUCUGUGGGAAAAGCAAGUCUUAUGGCUUGACUGGUGUGCAGAUUUUUGUUUAGCAUUGUAUUAACUAUCCACAUACUUCAGGUGGAAGGGGUUUUCAAUCACAAUUUUUCCCCACCAUAAUCUAUUUGGAUUUUGCUUCCCAAGCACUACCAAGCCUCCAUAAGCAAACCAGUAACCAACCUCAUGCUGAAGAGUUGCAUUAACAACGAAACAGCUGUCCAUGAGUGGUUCACUGGUUUUGCAUCUUAUCCUAAAUUGUGUUCCAAGCAGUUGUAUACUGCAAACACAAGUUAAAAGGAAUCCAUGUUUAAAAUGGAAUGAGGCAAAAAUGUGAUUCUUUGUUAAACUAAUUUGCAUAUGCCCACCCAGAAUCCUUUGCGGUUGUAACAUCACUGCUGAUUUGGGAUUUCUGUGGGAAAAGCAAGUCUUAUGGCUUGACUGGUGUGCAGAUUUUUGUUUAGCAUUGUAUUAUAUAUAUAUAUAUAUAUAUAUAUAUAUAUAUAUAUAUAUAUAUAUAUAAUAUAUAUAUUAUUUAUAAUUAUACCUUUCAGCACCUGUGCUGAUGGCAAGUGGAAAUGUGCCGAAGAUGCUUGCUUAGGAUCCUGCUCUGUUGUGGGAGGCUCUCAUAUUACCUCUUUUGAUGCCACGCAAUACACAUUUCACGGAGACUGCAGUUAUGUCUUGGCUAAGGUAAGCAGAUAUAAAAAUUACGGUGUCCUUGUACAUAGUAAAAAAAAUGUAAUCUGAAACAUAGCAACUACAUAAUUCAAUGAGAUAGUUUAAUGGGAAGUACCCUAGCAUAGUGCUUCUGUGUCAAAUUAUCAAUUUCUGGCAAGGUAAGUUUUGCCUAUCAACCUUCCAAGAUUGACAAGAUAAAUAACAUUGACCUAAGUAAUAAUUUCUGUACCUCAGGACGCAUGUGAAACCUACAGCAUCAUUAAUUUUGCUUCAUUUCUUUAAUUUAGACGUGUAACGGGCCCACCUUUAGUAUCCUAGGAGAACUUCUUCAGUGUGGUCUGACUAAUACAGAGACUUGCUUGAAAAGUAUCACCCUUAUUUUAGAUGGUGGAAAUGAGGUAAGUUUUGUAGAAUCAAAUAUAUUUUUUGAAUUGCUAUUUUGUGUUUGCUCUUUAAAUUACAAUUUCCUUCUGUGCUUUCCCAACAGCUAAUUUAUAUUAAACCUUGUGGAAGCGUUUAUGUGAACUCCGUCUUUACACAACUUCCAGUGUCAACAGGUAUGCUGCUAUUUCUUUUCAUACAUCUCCUUGGGUCCUUAAGACUUACUUUAAGUAAAUAAAAUACCAUUGCCUUUUAGCUUGAUAUUGUUCAUCUGUAGCAGAAAAGACAACCAACUUUUCUUCUUAUGUAGAAUUUUAGUUGAUUCUUAAAGGGACACUAUAGUCACCAGAACAACUGCAGCUUAAUGUAGUUGUUCUGGUGAGUAUAUUCAUUAUAUGCAGGAAUUUUCAUGCAAACACUGCCUUUUCAGAAAAAAGGCAGUGUUUACAUUGCUCAUAGCGAAACCUCUAAGUGGCCACUCCUCAUAUGACCACUGGAGCUGCUCCCUGGCCCAGUGCUGCACAGUAGGCAGCACUGGCAUUCAGCAUCUCCAUACUGUCCAUGGGGACGCUGAAUUUUCCUCAUAGAGAUGCAUUGAUUCAAUGCAUCUCUAUGAGGAGGUGCUGGUUGGCCAAAAUGGUGUUUGGCCCCGUCCCCUUGCCGAUUUUAUCCAAUCUAAUGCUUUCCCCAUGGGAAAACAUUUGAUUGGCUAAAAAUCAGCUAUUCUGAUUAUGUCACCAAUGGGUGAACGGCGCUGGAAAUAAGAUGAAUUUUAAUUGCUUUUAAGGGACUAAGGGGGGAGCAAGCCACCUAAAUGGUGGCUUUUGCACUAUAGGAUCAGGAAUACAUGGUUGUGUUCCUGACCUCAUAGUGUUCCUAUAAUCAAGGCCUGAUGGCAUUCAUUACAGUUAAUAAAUAAGAAACAUUAAUUUCAAUAAAAUGUGUGGUUUUGGAGACUAGAAAUUGAACAAAAAUUGUAACAAAUUCAGACUAUGAGAAGUUGAAAUUCACUUAAAAUAAUAAUCAACUAUGCAAAAUAAUUUUUUGUUCUACAGCAAGUGUUACAAUCUUCAAGCCUUCCACCUUUUUCAUAAUCGUGCAGACUGCAAUUGGAGUCCAGAUUCAAGUUCAACUUGUUCCUAUGAUGCAAGUGUAUCUCAGUGUUGACCCAUCCUAUUCAAGUAAACUCUGCGGUAAGACAUUUGCAAAUAGUUGUUUUUUUUCAGGUUAAUAAGAAAACACCAGGGUUUCACUAAAAUAAGAAUUGCCAAGAAUUCAAAGUAAAUUCAAAAUGAAUUUCAAAUUUAAGGCUAAACUAGCCAAACUUAAAAUAAAAUUCAGUUGAAGACAUUCUCUAAUUCAACUAUUUUGGCAGACAUUUUGAAAUUUGCUUUGAAUUAGCCAUUUGCAUAUGCCCACCCAGAAUCCUUUGCAGUGGUAACAUCACUGCGAAUAUCUGAUUUCUGUGUGAAAAGCAAGUCUUAUGGCUUGACUCGUGUGCAAAUAUGUGUUUGACAUUGUAUUGACUAUAUAUGUAUAUGUAUAUAUAUAUAUAUAUAUAUAUAUAUAUAUAUAUAUAUAUAUAUAUAGCUAUAAUAUCUAAACCCCACAGAAAAAAAUGUGAUAACAUUAAGCUUAACUCAUUUCAAUUCAAAUGCACAAGUAUGGACUCUUUAAUUUGGGUGUGACUAGGGGCAGGGCUUUUCUAAGAAAUGAAGGUGAUUUACUAAUAACAAUGUAUAACACUAAAAUGCAAUUUAAAACAUUAUUAGACUGAUUUGUAAACACUUUUGUUGUAAUUUAAAGACACAUUACAGUGAGUAUUAUUUCUGUGGAGCUUUUUUUAUACACUAAGACACACCAAAAAUAUGGAGCUCUUAAAAAAGAGGGACACUAUAAUAGUAAAGAGGGACAGGGGUAGUUAGGCCAAAAAUGGGAAUUAAUUAAUUAUUAAUUAAUUAGUAAUUAAUCAAUGAAUAACUUGUUUCUCGACUACCAAUAAUAAAGAGCAUCUGCAUAUAUUCAACUGAAAUAUACAACUACCAUAUAUAAAAGUGAGAAAAAAGUACAGUACAACAGGCAUGUGAUAAUAUUUGUAUCCCUAAUUAAAAAUGUUUUUGGGAGAUUUCACAUAGCUUGCUUAAUAAACUACAAUACACGUGUAGUUACAAUAUGAACAUUACAGACAAGCAGUCAUCCUUUGUACUGAGGCAAAACUAAACUGAAUAAUAACCCACCCCUCUAACUAUAUUGCAUUUGUAUGGACAGCAGCUCACAGUGUAAACUUAUUGACACACAGCUAUGAUAUGAUUGAGAGCAGAGAGAGACUGAACAGAAACAGAUUGUAAGCCUAAGGAGACAUGGUUGCUAAUAUUCAAACUGAGGCAUUGUUAUGAGAGCGUAUAUUACCUAACUCUUUCUAUAUCUCUCUCGCUCCAUCCAUCCAUCCAUUUAUAUUAAUGCUUAGUGAUAGAGUAUUGUACACAUGCAUACUUAAUUGAAUAGUUAAGUUGCUCAUGGUUUCAGUUUGCUAGAACCUUAAAAGAAACUCUUAUCAAAGACCGUAACACAAUAUAUUUUGUCUAACAGGACUCUGUGGCAACUUCAACAAAAUUCAAGCUGAUGACUUCACAGUGCUCAGUGGAGUGGUUGAAGGGACAGGAUCCUCUUUUGCCAACACAUGGAAGACCCAAGCUGACUGCCCUAAUGUCAAGAACAGUUUUGAAAACCCAUGUUCACUUAGCAUUGAAAAUGGUAUGUCAUGCAUAUUAACUUACAAAAAACAAACAAAAAAAAACAAGGACAAGAAGUUUGACAAGGAGGGAUUCGUUCGGGAGGGGAUGGGACAGGUGGGGGAUAACAGCAUAAGGUAAAAAAUAAAAAAAUAAGAAAAAGGAAGGGAAAAGAAAAGAGAAAGAAAAAAAAAGAAAAGAGAAACUUUGAUUAUGACAGUGUACCAUGCCCAAAGACUGUGUACUUAAUGCACGAAGGGCUGGUGCAAGUCUGAAAAAAAGGAAAAUUACAUUAUUUCAUCACAGGAAUUAGACACGAUGCUUAACUCCUGUAGUAUCACAGGCCUCCCAACCAUCACAAAUUUGGUGGGACAGUCACGUUUUUCAGUUCCUGUCCUGCCAUCCCAACUUUGUUCCCUGUGUUCUGCUUUUCGGGAUACCAGGGAACUAUCUCUCUAAAACUAUGCAAAGACCACUAGGACCCUACAGAGAUUGCUAAAACAUUGCUCUUUGCAUAAUCCACCCUUGGUGGGCCAUCCUGGCUGAUUGGCAGACAGCCCAAACCUUCUAACUCUUCAGUGGACAAAUCCCCACUCUGGGCGUUACCUUUUGCCCAAUCUAAACACAUCAGAAGAUGCUUAUGUUGGAGAGUGUGGUAACAUGCUUGGGCAAAACACAUGUUAGUGUGAUACUCCUUACUUAUCUGGUCUUAAAGAUUUUAAAGAUCAUUAUCGUGCCAGAUAAUCAUCUACUUUACUACACCAUCAGGUAUUACAUUAACAAUAUCAGGUAGAGAUUUUAUAUUGAUUAUGAUAGCAGAUUAGACGUCAUCAGCUCUAACGUGAUUCUGCAAUUAAUUUGUAAUAUGUAUUAUGUACUGGCAUGCCAGUUGACUUCAGCAACACUCUGAAUCUGCUGGGUGACUGACCAGUAUGCCAGCUUCGCAUACAGAGCAUUAAGCUGUUACACUUUACAUGCAUAUAAUGCCUCAAAUAAGUAACACUGCAUACAGUUGUUUGGUUGGAUGAAGAUGGUUUGGCACUGUUAAUUUCGAUUUUGGUGUGAAGCUUCUAGACUCUUUUUAUAACUCCAACUUUCCAACAGAUUUUCUAAAUUUGUUGCAUGUUCACUGUUUUGGUGAUUUAUUAUCUUGUAUUCAUUGCUAAUAAUUAAUGUACUAUAAACAAAAGUAUAAGAAUGUGAGAAAAAAUAUGCACAUAAUUUAAAUGCACAUAUGGAAUAGAAAAUAUAGUUCUUCUUUGUAAAAACAUUAAGGGUACAAAGAGUAGGUUGUAAGAAAAAAGGUGUAUUGACUUCUAAGUGUGUGGUACAUCCCAGUUAGCAAAUCAAGUAGUUUAUCUCUCAUGCAAAGAAUAUUGACGUGCAAUUUGAAUUUAGAAUGAUUGCAUUUAACUUCAGAUAGUGUCUUUAAAGGACUGUGGUUCACACAGCACACAUCACACAACAACAUAAAACGCGCUAUAAUAUAUGGGAUAUGCACAGCACUCCAACUGAAAAUGAUGUGACACAUUUUACUUUGGUGAGAGCUCAAUGCUGAGGCUAUAUAAACUGGUGGUUUAUAGCAAAUUGUACAUGCAGGAACUUUGAAUGUAAUAUAAUGUGUUAUACAAUAAUAAUACAAUAAUUUAUAAUGCACUACAAAAGAAUGGUUUAACUCAUGCCUUGAGUGUCACUUUAUGUAGAAAGCCAGCUUGAAGGACAGAGAAGGUAUUUGAUAUGUUUCUUUGUAGAACUUGUUUUGACCAAAUUGUUCUCUAAACCAUGUUUGACUGUUUUACAUAGAGCAAUAUGCAGAACACUGGUGCGCUCUGAUCACAGACCCUAAUGGACCAUUCGCAGCCUGUCAUCUGAAAGUAAAUCCAACCACUUAUCAAUCGGUAAGUUAUACUCAGAAUGUAAUUUUAAAUAGUUAUUUUCAAAUACAGAUGCCCAGAAUUAUUUAAUCACAACUUAUCAUUGUUAUUUAGCAUGGAUUUGUUUUAUAAAGUGUUUUGAUUCUUACAGAACUGUAUGUUUGACACAUGCAAUUGUGAAAACACAGAGGACUGCAUGUGUGCUGCACUUUCGUCAUACGCCCAUGCAUGCUCUUCAGCAGGAAUUGUUCUCAAGGGAUGGAGAAAAAAUAUCUGCAGUAAGUACGAAAGCUAAUGAUUUCACUAAUAUAAUGACACGCAUAGAUUUCUAGGGUGGUUUAAUAUGCAGAUAGCCCAGCUUUAAAGUAUGUGUAAUAUCUGUAGACAGCUUAAUAAAACUUGCUAAUAUAGCAGUGCAAUAAUUAGAAUAUAAUAAUGUAUUCUCUAUAUUCUCUUGCAAUGUGAAAUGUUCUUUAUACUUCAGAUACCUAUACCUCCACCUGCCCCAAAACUUUGAUAUACAGCUAUCAUGUUAGAAGCUGUCAGUCCACCUGCCGUUCCCUCAGUGAACAUGACAUCACUUGCGACAUCUCAUUUGUACCUGUUGAUGGCUGCAUAUGUCAGAAUGGAACCUAUCUAGAUGACUCCGGUGUAUGCGUUCUCCCUACUUCCUGUCCUUGUUAUUAUAAGGGCACAGCAGUACCUCCAGGCGAAGUGGUCCAUGACAAUGGGGCUUUGUGGUAUGUAUGUUUUAUUUUAUGUACAGAUUACAGGAAAUACAACAAAACUCACUAGAACAAAAUUAGUAACUAACUGAGGUCCAAUUUAUUUAUAGAAAAAUAAAUAUUGAUAAUUUACUUAUAUUAUUAUUUAACUCUCUGAAUCCAGUAUAAUAUUUUUUUCAGUUUUACAUGGUAAGUUAGAAAACUGUGACUUGUCUCAGAUUCAAAAUGAAUUUAAAAUGCUAUGCCAAAAUAUCCAAACUGAAAACAUUGGUAAUUUGAGCAUUUAUUUUUCAGUUUGGCUAUGGAGACCUCAAGUUUUGAAUUCACAUUGAAUACCUGACAGUUCACACAAUAACCCUGUGUGUAGCUUUACAUCAUAAUUUAAUUUCUUUUAAUAUACGAGAAAUAUCCAUACCUUUUAUUCUAUAUAUAAACAUUUUAUCGCAAAACCUCCUAUUAUUUAACUUUACUUUUUUUGUACUACAGCACUUGUACCAAAGGAAAACUGGACUGUAUAGGAGAAAAACCUCCAGUUACCUGUAAGAUAAUAUGUUAUUUAUUUAUUUAUGUAUAUAUUUUACAAAAUCUGCCCUGGCACCCUUACUUAGCUCUCUUAUAUGUUGUGAAAUUACGUCCCAUCUUAUUCUGAUCUGAGGCGGGGGACACCUUCAGGGUUAUUCACUAAAGUGAGAAAUUUGGGGAAUUCAAAGUGAAUCUCAAGUUUAAGGUCACAAAAGCUGAACUGGAAAAAUUAUCUAUAUCCGCUAUGCUUCCAGUUCAGUUACGUUAACCUUAUAUUUGAAAUUCACUUUCAAUUAAUUUUGAAUUCCCAACAAUUCUCACUUUAGUAAAUAACCCUGAUGGUUUUAUUUUGCACUCUGACCUUUUCUCGCUCUCGUUAUUUGGUCUAGGUUGAUAGCUUUGAGAUGUCAUGGGUGUUGCAAGUUGUUUAGAGAAUAUUUAUCUACAUUUAUGUUACAGCAUGUACAGAAUGGACAAAUCAGUCCUCAUCUUGAUUCUUUUAACAUCUAGAGUAGAAGAUUCCUUUGGAUAGCAAGCUGAAAUUCUAAAUCCAAAAGAUCCUGUAGUGAAUAUUAUGCCAUUUUUGAACAUUGUGGAACCUUGGAAACAGAAAACUUGCAUAGCCUUUUUGGAUUUAUGUAAAACAAUUAUUUCGUUUUUUUAUUUUGAAAAAUAUCAUAAUAACCAAGUUGCUUUCACUUCUGAAAUGAUAUUCUAAUAUUUUCUACAACUUAAAAAAUCUUUGCAGAUGUUUAUGUUUGUAAAUAUGGUAUUGUUCUAUUAAUAAAUUCUUGAAUCUUAUGCUUCAGCAUGUAGCGCCCCCAUGUUCUAUUUUGAUUGCACCAACAAGACUGCUGGCACAAGGGGAUCUGAAUGCCAGAAGAGCUGUCAAACCCUGGAUAUGAAUUGUGUAAGUAAUCUGAAAACAUCCAAAUCUAUUUUUUUUUAUCAACUUCUUACAUAUCAGCCUGCUAUCCACAAUUCUUCAUAAAUAGGCAACUUAAAGGGAUAAAAUGUGUGCAGUCCUCUCACUUUAUGCAAUCUGCCCAGAUCAGGAUGUAGCUUUAAAAAUGUUCAUCCCAUUUUAUUCAAUGUGAGGGCAGAGCUUAUUCCAUUAACCGUUUGCCAGCAGGGAUUAUGUAAUGUUAUGAUAUAUGUUAACACUAGCAGUGUCAUUCAUACAGAGUAAAAAUUAAAAAUAGUACCCAAGCUAAUAGAAACAGAGGGACAUGUCAAUGGCAAUGGCGCUUCAUACAAUGCAACAGAGGAGCUACGUACAGGAGAUGAUGACAUGUAUGGGAUGCACUGUCUAAUGGACACACACAUACUAUUACUUAGUUAGGAGUAUAAUGUGUUUGUGUGAUCAUUUAGGCUUAUUACUGAGGUGACUUUUCUAAUAGAAAGGUGACAAUGAAAGGGUUCCUCCAUGCCCAAUAACCCAUACAAGAGGCAUCAGUUGUUUUGCUGCUGGAAGUGUCCUAUAUUUUGAUAUUUUUUAGGCUGAAGUAGUGCUCUGCCGACCCUAGAUAAAAAGUUUUAAAAAGUUUACAAUGGCAGGCACUUCUGGCAUCAUAAUCAAUUCAGUGAGCUGUAGUGGUUACAGUGCUUGGAGUUUUAUUUUAAAUCUUACAUAUUAUGUUUUUAUUUAAUGUUCAUGGAGGUAACUCACAAACGGCCUGGAAUAUGAGAAGACAUGUUGUUGUUGGUUUUGUAGGUGUAAUAUUUUCUUUAUGUAUUCCCCUAUGCAGUACAGUACACAGUGUGUGUCCGGCUGCUUGUGCCCUGUAGGAUAUAUCACUGAUGGAAAAGGAGGCUGUGUCACAGAGGAUCAAUGCCCAUGUCUACACAACAAUGAAGUCUACCUGCCAGGUGCUAAGAUCAAUAUGAAAUGCAAUACUUGGUGAGUUCCCCAUACAUCUAAAACAAGACUUUAGACAUUGAUGAAUUAUUGAAGUACAACUUCACUUGCUUACUUGAUAUGUGCCAGUUCUCCAUGCUGAAUGUGGAAUUUUCUAAAUGAUUUUGCUUGUCACAGUGUAUGUCGGAACAGAAAUUGGGACUGCACCACUGAAUCAUGCAUGUCAACAUGCUCUGUGUACGGAGAUGGACACUAUGUUACCUUUGACAGCAAAAGAUACAGUUUCAAUGGAGACUGUGAAUACACAUUGGCUCAAGUAAAUAAAUUUUUCUACUUUUGGCAUAUAAGGCAUGUUAAGAGAACAAUUAACAUAAUAAUGGUUAUAUUUCAGAGUUAGACUUUAUAAAUAAUUUGUUAAUAAUCAAAAAUGUUAGUGUACAGAACACAGGCCUAUACAUUAUAAGGUGAUUAUGUAGCAGCAGUAAUUGUACUCAUGAAAUUGGACUUAUUGGGUAAUUUUAAAAUAGUAAUUCUGGGACAUUAGCAGUAGCAUGAUGCUUGUUUCUAAUCUCAUUGCUCCAUGUAUAGAAGAGUUUCUAAAUUGAACUCAGCUGAUCUUUACAAAUAAAAUCUGUAGCAUUGGGUUCUGCAAUUGUGGAUAAUUCUUUUUAUAUCAUUAUGUUGUACACUGAAAGUUAAAUAACAUCAUAAUUUUUCUUCACAGGAUUACUGUGGUGAUAGUGCUGGAGGUUCUUUCCGCAUCAUCACAGAGAAUAUCCCUUGUGGUACUACAGGAACUACAUGCUCUAAAUCCAUCAAGGUCUAUCUUGGAGUGAGUUUCAAAUGUGAACAAAUUACAUAGAAAGGAAAUGGUUCAUAACAACUAAAACUGAAAAUUAGAUGUCAGAUGCUAUAUAAUUUUUUGUGUUUAUUACAUUUGCAGAACACUGAACUGAUACUUGCUGAGGAUAAUUUGCAAGUUGUAAAAAGAAAUGAUGGUCAAAAUGUUCCAUACAAAGUGCACCAAAUGGGAAUAUAUAUGGUUAUUGAAGCAGUGAAUGGGUUGGUUUUGACGUGGGAUCAGAAAACUAGCAUAUAUAUUAAGCUGGAGUCCAAUUUCAAGGUAAAUUCAUUAAGCCUGUGUUUAUAAUUUAACAAGUAACAAUUUAUGGGUCUGCUCAAAUCUGGAGCUCAAGAUUUCCUUAUAUAUGGUUUGGGUGAUGAUUUACGUGCAAUUAAACAUCUGACUUCGGUGGCGCAGACAUAUUAACUGUAUGUAAUAAUUACUCUUUCUCUAACAUUGCAAGACACUCAUUUCAAAGUAAAAAUGUGCUUUGAACAAGGGCAGAGACAGGAUGGGGACACUGGGGAUUAUACAGAAUAAUCUUGUGUAGCAGCAGUACCUGGUUAUAGGCAUAUUUAGGUUUGUGUUUAAUGAUGCUUUGGCCAUUCCGUUUAAGAAAUAUUUUCUAAACUUUAUAGGGAACUCUAUAGCAUACAUACUUACUGUUGAAUUAGUGAUAUCAGUCAUAUAUAAUGAGUGUAUUUGUCAUAAUUCAAAAGUAGGCAGUGCUAUUACAAGUGUAUAUUAUUGAAUAGAAUGUACAGUUUAUCCCGUAACAUCCAUAUUAGAAAGAAGUAAACAAUGCUGCUUCAACCUCCAAAAUGUUUUUAAUUUGCUUACAAACUGAUAUACUUAAACAGAAAAAAUGAAAAGUGGGGUAGAUAUUAAAUUUAAAUUUGCAAAUCUGUAUGAUGGAAACUGUAAGUUGAAACGGGAAUUCAAAGUGGAAAUGUUCUCUUCUAAAGAUAAUUUAUUAGUGCUAUUAGCAUAACUAACACAUACAACGUAAAUACAGCUCACAGAGUGGUAUACAUUGGUCAAGACUAAGGUGAAGCAAUAAAAUUUAAAGCACACAAAAUAAAAAAGAAACCAUUAGCAGUAACUACAAGUACUUGCCUAGACCGUGCCAAAAAGUUAAUAAAUAAAAAUAUGCUAUAAAAGCAAAAUUGAAAUUAUGUAUGUAGCGUAAUUGGCUUUUCUGAGAUUCACUUUACAUUACUUAGAAAAUAUAUACUUGUGUGUACUAGAAGGUAUUGUAACUCAAAUAUCAAAGGACAAAUACACCAACUAUUGAAAAUAUUUUUAUAAAACAUUUAUAAUAAAUGUAAAUUUUACAAUGUUUAAAAAACAAUAAAAAUAAUAGCAGGAUAAUAAAUGUCCAAAAUAGCCUUUUAGACCCAACUAUCUGUUGCUGUUUCAAAGAACAAAGACCUUCAACAAUCCUUAGUAAACAAUGUAAAAAAAAGACAUGCCACAGGCAGGCUCCUAUAUUAAAAUAUAUUUAUUAAAACAUUAUAGAUACAAAAUUCGAUUUUUUUUGCCUAAAGAGGUUAUUUUAUCUGAUUCUGAAGAGAUUUUUUUUCACUAAAGCAAGAAUUUAAAGUGAAUUUAAAGUUUAAGGCCAAAGAAUUACAGGAGUAUUUUUCCAUUUCCACAACUGUUAAAUUUUAAAUUCAAUUUGUAUUCUCUCUUUAGUGAAUAGCCCAGCAUGCAUUUUUUUUAGGAACACAGAAUUUUCAAGGAUAUAGUAUUUAUUAUGCAAAGUACACUUAUACAUUAGUUGAGCAGCAGGCAACAGGCAAGGCUCUUAAGCUGUCCCUAAGUUUUUUAAACAACUUCAAAAUACCCCAAAAUAGUGAAAGUGGCACAUUAAGAUUCUUAGUUUUUAGCAAACCUCCUGAUAAUGGUUUCAGAUUAACCGUAGGAUGUGGUUGGAUAGGAUGGAGAGAUAUGUCAUCCUUAUUCAGUUUACCCCAAAACUACUACAAUAAGCUUAUAUUAAAAAUAUUGUUAAGAACACAUUAUUGUUUUGACCUUUGAUUAACAUUGUUUUGGUGAUUUAAUGAGUUACAUCUUUUUUUAAUAGGGUAAAGUAUGUGGGCUUUGCGGUAACUAUGAUGGUAAUUCAGUCAACGAUUUUACCACCAGAAGUUUCUCAGUGGUUGGAGAUGUUAUUGAAUUUGGCAACAGCUGGAAACUUUCCCCGAGCUGCUUAGAUUCUGUGGCAAUUGGAGAUCCUUGCUCUUCCAAUUUAUACAGAAAAGCAUGGUCACAGAGACAGUGCAGUGUUAUUAAAAGCGACACCUUCGCAUCUUGUCAUCCUCUGGUGAGUAUUGUACAAGUCCUGCAUUGUAGUUGUAAAUAACAAAAAAUAUAUGCAAACAAAUGAUUGAUAUUUAUAAACCAGACUGACUUCAUUAAAGCUAUUAGAAUUUUUAAAUGGUGAUAAAUGACUUCUUAAUUUCUUGUCCAUGACCUAAUUUGGGAUUAUUAUUUUAAAUGCAUUCCUUUUUAUUGGGGUUCGUCAUGUGCUGCAAUGUAGUCAAAUUACUUCUUCCCUGGGCAAAAUGUUAUCUAACAAGGGAUAUUAAAGGUGGAUUAAUUUAAAUCAGGCUUUAUACAUGCAGAUAAUACUAAGCUUUGUGUAUAAUCCUAAACAUUCUAUAUAACCACCUUCCACGGACAGAAAAACCUGUUAAGAUGUCAAUCUUUAAGCAGUAUAUUCAUAUCCAAUUCAUUCUCGAAUUGGCAGUUUGUUCCAGCAAAUUUAUGACUUUUCUAAGAAAAACAUAUACAUAUUAACCUGUUAACACUGUUUGGGCGUUCUAUGCCGUCCCCAUUAUAAUGGGCUUUAAAGCACCAUCACCGGGCCCGAAGAAGCACAAUGUAAUGUAACAUGCCAACCUGUCUCACCAGUGGGCUUGAAGUUAGUUCCAUCUCAGUCGUUCCACCAAAGUGCCACAAUGGUUUAGGUUUUCUAAGUCGGUCGUCGGGACAGGUAGUCAAUCCACAGAGUCCAUAUCUGCAGGCAGUGUUCCAUAAUACCCUUCAGGGAAUACGUUUUGUUUUGAUCACAACUUGUACAAUUGGCUCCGUCCUUAAGGGGUUAAAGUGGUUGGCUUUGUCUAUAAUUACCAUUAGGACAUUUAAAAUGUGUUUUACUUGUAAAUGUCUCCAUUUCAGUUGUAUACAUGUGCAUAUAUAUUGUACUACACUACUAGACAGGUCUAUAAGUUACUUGCCACUGUAAGCAUGGAGGGUCCAUGGCACAUUCACCAAGGGUGAAUUUCCACUCGCCAGAACUACAUUUUUACUUAUCAAUGGCUAGUGGAAAUUUUCAUAUAUAUAUAUAUAUAUAUAUAUAUAAUAUUCAACUCAUUAACAAUGAUUCCUUCCAUUUUAAAAAAUGUCCAUGUGUUCAACUUCUAGGUCAACGCCAUUAGUUAUUAUGAUGCUUGUGUUAAUGAUGCUUGUGCCUGUGACACUGGUGGAGAUUGUGAGUGCUUCUGUACAGCUGUAGCAGCAUAUGCCCAAGCUUGCAGUGAAGCUGGAGCCUGUGUGACUUGGAGAAGUCCAACAAUGUGCCGUGAGUAAACUUCAAGAGAUCUUAUUAUAGCCACAAUGUAUUUGAAUCAACAUUAGAAUGAUUCCAUCAGUUCAAAUUAUUUAUCUACAAAAAUUCUCAUAGACUUAAAUGGUGACUUCUGUUGACAAAUCAUUUGAAAAUAUUUCUUCUAACAGAUAUCAAUCUAAUUAAAUCAAGGGCUACUUAUUUAUUUCAUAGUAACUUCAUUGAUAAUAAUGACUUUGCUUAAUUGAGUUAAACCAGUUUUUUUUUUCCUGCUGUAAAUAAAACAGGAAAAAUAAACAUGCUAAUUUUCCAUGAUAUAGAUGUAAAGCAUCCAUUUAUUGAAUCACUUUUUUUACUUAUGAUGUUUCUCUCCCACCAUCUCCAAAAACAAAAUGUCUGCUUAUGUUCACAAAAAUGGAAAUAUGGACUUUUCCUUGUGUAGGACAAUUAAUAUUGCAACACAAGGCAAAAGGCAGGCCUUUAAUGACAUCCACUUUCCUCCUAUCAGAUGUCACUCAUGUUUAUAGAUUUACAUUGUACAUGCUCAAGAACAUCUGUGAGGGACCCUUCCUAUGAGGAUUCUUUGUGCUGUAGUCUUUCAGUUUUUGAGAUGAUUGCAAGAUACAGACAUAAAUAAACUUGUACCAGGAUAUAUCGGAUAUAUCAGCAUAGUUAGCAAGAGUGAUACUUUACAUGUCGAAUAUAUGUUUGGUUAAUAGAAACAUCUCAUUUUUACAUAUUACUUAUUUGGUCAAUUAACUGGAAGCAUAACUACUGUAACGGAUCGCCUGGCACCCCGACUGGGUACCUCCGUUGAAAGAUGCUCCUAGCGCUUCCUGAGGACGCCAAGCACUGCAGCAGACACCACAAUCACCGAACCAGAGAAGCGUAUACCUUCUCUCAAGCAUAUGAAUGCUGUAGACAGUUGAAUAGGAACCAUACGAAUAGGUUUACUCUCCUAGCAGUCAAACUGGAACAGCAUACAAUAAAUCCUUCCCCCAAUAAUGAGACGACACUUCACUUUGAGGGUUAAAACAGGAACUCCCUGUACUGUCACAUACAGUCUCUUUUAUUCCCAAUCCACAAACAUAGUACAGCCCAUAGGGCGUUACAAAACAACCAAUCAAUCCGUACAAUACACCCAGACACUCCCACACAAAAUCCUCCCCUCUGCAUGUGAUAUGAUUACUGAACACAAUGGGUAAUCUCAUUAUCACCGGCAGAGGAAUACAGUUUUUACACAAUAUUUAUAACUCCUAAAAUAUAAAUGUCACAAACAUAAAACAUACAUUUUCAUAAUCAAUCCAUUCAGGGGAACAACAUAUUAAAAAAUGGCACGAAUCAGACCAGGGGUUCAAAAGUUAAGGGAAAGUCCUUUGUGACUAAAUGAAGCAUGGCUUUCUGGCCCAAACCAGUUUCAGAGUCUUCUAUCCUGGAGAUAAGUAAUUCAAUUAUCUCCCAGGACAGACACAAGACUCCAUUAAGCACAUGGUUGCAAAAAGACACAAAACACUUUAAAAUACAUAAAGUCACCUUUUAUACAUAAAACACAGACAUUUCACAUAACUACUGAAUAGCGCUCAGAUCCUAUUCACACAGUUCAAUUGCCAUUGAGCCGAAGUCUUUAACUACACGAAUGGGCUCCAUGGCAUAGCUAUCUGGAUUAAAACAUUCACAUAAAGUCUGGUCCAUAGUCCAAAGGCAAGAGGCGGGCAAGCAGCCCCCUCCAAGGACACGUGGCGCGGUCGGUUUCGCCACAACUACUAUUAUUAUUAGUGCAAUUGGGCCAUACAGAAUUCUUGUGUAUUAGCAAAUAGAGCGUGACACUGACUAGCAAGCAGACAUUCUAAUCUUUUCUAAUAAGUCUAAUAAGUCAUUAGUUUCAAUGGCAAAAAAAUCAUAAAAAUAAAGAUAAAAUCUUGUAAAAUAAAAAUUCUUAACACCAAAAAUGAACUGUGUGCAUAGGAAGUACCCCGGAGGUGGAGUGCUGUUAGUAACCCAUUGUCUUAGUGUCACAGGGCUCUCCAGCCAGAAAGCAUUAGGCAUUCUGAGUUGUCCCAAUGCCUGUGCAGAGUACAAUUCUUCUAUGUAAAGUAACAGAUCUGCUUCUGGGCCUUCGCGUGUGGAAGCUGUGCCAGUGUCAAAUGACCCUAAUUGCCCGCUGCCUGAAGAAAGUUUGCAGCACCAUUUUGCCCUGUAACUGCAGACAAUGGGAACAUUGUAACCCUCCACAGCCUCCAGCUCUUCUAGGUCAAAUCGUGGCAAUGAAGAUUGUGCUGUGAUACAUCAGGUGAUGAUUUGGUAGCCAACUUCUGCUAAAAAGAGAUGCACAAUCGGUCAAAUGCCUUUAGUAAGUCCUACUAGAAACAAUCACGUAUGUCAACCAUUUUGGAACCUUUAGGUGGCUUAGUGAGUUUCUGAGUUUGUCAGUGAAGGCCGGGAUCACCCCCACCAACCUGGGGGGGUAACGGAGCCCAGGAAAAUGCAAGAACAUCACCAAGCAAGGUUUUGUUCUGUAGUUUUAAACAUGCACAAGAGUAUAUAAAUGACACUGAUCAAGGUAGCUUAGGAUUUGAACAUAGGGAAUUUAUGGAACCAAAAUCGGAGAGCUUACAGUAAGCUCUUCUCCUACCAUGGUGCCAUCAUGCAGUGGACAUGACACCUGGGGAGGUUAUAAUUAAAAAAAAAAAAAACACAUUAGAAGACCUUUAUUAAAAUCUUUAAAAUACAAACCAUGCUGGUCCUGGUGUUCUUGGACCAAACUGAGUGUAAUUGGUAUUAGUGUGUGUGGGUUGGACUAAACUUUACUUCUCAACUACGCCCCCAUUAAUGAGGAACUCCAUAGGAAUUAUCACAACACAUCAUCUGUCCAAUAAGUUCUGCAGCCACAGAAUAAAAACCAAUUAAACCAAUUAAAUCUAUCAAGCAGAUAUUGGCAGAAGUUUUUUGUUUUUUUUUAUAAAAUUGCGAUUGCUAACAUUUCAUCUAUUUUUCAAAUUAAGUGUUCUUGCAUAGCAAGACCACUUAAUGUUAUCUCACAUAUAUAUUAUUAAGUGUUCUUGCAUAGCAAGACCACUUAAUGUUAUCUUACAUAUAUAUUAUUCUUAUUAUAGCCAAAUUUAACACCCUAACUCCUCCCAGAGUUUUUACACUACAUAGACAGUAAUAUACCGAAUGCGGAUUGUUCCCGGUCGGAUUGCUAGUACUUUGUGGAACGUUCCGCCGAAUGGUUCACGGAAUAUUGUUGUUCUUGUGGCGAAAUUGGUCCCAUAGGAAUGAAUGGCAACAUGUUCAAAACUAGAGUGGGAGCUGACAAAAGCCGAAAAAUCAGGACAUGAUUUCUAAACUGCCACCACUCCUUCAUUUUCAAGCCCACCUACACAAAUCUUAAAUCAAAACGUUCAGCUAUCCCUGCUGCCACUAAACAUUUCCACGGCUAAGCCAUAGUCCUGAUAGUUUUCACAAUAUGACCAUUUGUUUGCAACUCACGCCGUCCAUUGACAUUCAUUGAAACUACACUCUAGCCAGCCCACACUUGAAGGGCAAUUUCUGCGACUGUGCCUUCAUUUUUAAUACUUCAGAGACAUACUAUGCAUCAAAAUGUAGGUCUGGGUCUUGUGAUUCUCACAAUAUAAAGCUCUUUGCUGUAGGAUGCAUACGACCGUUUGAAGAUGGCAACCGCCAAAAUACUCUGACCUGUGCCAGGCUGGAGCAGCAAGUGAUGUCAUAGACAGGGCCUUUUGUACACCUGCUAAUGUUUUUAUAAAUGUAUGUUUUAAUGUAACUGUGAAGCACUUUGGGCAACAACGUUGCAAUUAAAUGUGCUAUAUAAAUAAAUAAUAACAUUUACUCCGCCCACUCCAGUUGUAGACUACUGGUGGAAAAUUGUAGCUUUUCUAGUUGAGAUAAGUCAUUGUUACAAAUAUUUAGCGUGAUAUCUAUUGUACAUAUUAGUGAUAUUUUACAAGUGAAUAUAAAAAAAAAAAUCAUAUUUUAGAAAAUCCUUAAAAUUUCACUUUUUCACCCACAGCUGUGUUCUGUGAUUACUACAAUUCUGAAGGACACUGUGAAUGGCACUACAAAGCAUGUGGAGCACCAUGUAUGAAGACCUGUAGAAACCGAGGUGGAACCUGCUAUCAUAAAUUAUCAGGGUUAGAAGGUAUGACUUCCAAUACAUGAACAAUGUUGUCAUAUAGGUUUCUAUUUUGUAAGUUGUAUAGCCCACCAAUUCUUUGUCAUUGAAUAAUAAGACCUUUUUAUCUAAUGAUUCUGUAGAUCUCCUUUUUCCAUUACUGCAUGGUGUUCCAUUCAUUUAAUUAUUCUACCUGUGCAUAAAGACUUUAGCCACAACUAAUGAAAGGACCUCAUCUUAUCUUUAUAGAUGAGAUAAAUAACUAUAUUAAUUUAAUGGCUCACAUAUAAUUAGAUUAAGAUUAAGAAACGGGAUUAAGAUUAAAGUAGCACUAUUUUCUUUGUUCACUUUAGAUGCUUAUUCUCACAUCUAUAUUUCUUUGUCUUCUGGAACUAGAAGAUAAGAGAGUGAGGGCCCGGGCUCCAUUUUUUGUGAACUAAUUAGUGAAGUAGAGAAUCUUAAAAGAGCAUGCAUUUCUUUAAAACAAUUGUCUCAUUCAAAAGCUUUAGCUUUAAAUAAGACAGUUGCCUCACUCUGCAGGAUGAAGAAAAGGACACUGAUCUAACCAAUUCCAUAGAAAUGCUGGAAAAUUGCAUUGGGCAUGCCUGACAGACUCACGCAUGUGCAGGUAGAAGAUUGUUUCACCUUGAAACAUUUUGACAGGGGUAGAAGAGAGAGUCUGAUACAUAUGAUUCAUGUCACAUUUUUCUCUCCCUGCUGUGUUAGUCAGGGGAGAAUGAGAAUUUUCUGUCAUUAGUGGACUGGUCUGGACUGGAUAAGUGGGUGGGUAAGAGGGUGUGGGAGGCUGUAGAAAUUCCCUGAAAGGAGUUCCCAACAAUGCAAUCUGUCCAUCUUUAUAGCUAUAUGAAGGCUAGCUCCAGAUGAAGGUGCAUUAUUUAUUAGCGCUGAAACACGCAGCGGGCGUUUCUAACUUUUAUCUUUUUGUUUGACUUUUGUUUAUUUGUAGCCAGCACUAUGAUUUAAGUUAGUUUUAUUUUUAGGUGGUUAUAACUGUAUUUAUGUUACCUAGUAUCUAGCUACCCCUGGGACUUUACCUUAUUGCUACUUAGUAGCAAUUUAUGUAACUUUUUUUGUAGUUUCAAGGGGGCUCAUGUUACUUAGGUUUCAACUCAAUUGAAGAUCUCCUAUACUCUAAUCACAUUGUUACUCUUUAUAUAGCAAUUUAAGGUGACAAGCUUCUCCUUUUCUUGCAAGCAAUCACAUAUUAUUCAUGUGAAGGGCUUUUUUACCCUACCCUGCAAUAUAGUAGGUUCUCUAUCAUUUGUAUUUUUCAUUUUCCCUGUCUCUCUCUCUCUCUCUCUCCUAUUGGUGAUUUAGUUAAUAGACCACUUUUCUAAACCCUAGCUUAAUAAAGGAAAUAUCCAUAAUUAUAGAGGCACAAUUCAAGUGGUAUUUUUUAAUGUAGUUUUUCACUAAUAGUUGUAACUUGGGAUUUCUGUCCAGCAAGUAGUAAUUUUAUCUACCAUGGGAAUUUCCAAACUUAAAUUUCUGAUUUUAUGUAUUUAGGGACUGAAGUUCUUUUUUUUCUCUCUUUCAGUUAUAAUAUAUAGAGGGUUAUGCCCUAAUUUGGAAAUUUAUCCUAGGAGAGACCUCUCUCUUUUUUUCUUUUCGUAUGUUAAAAACUAAGAGUGUCUAGAAAUCGAUGUCCUUAAAACGUAGGGAAUGAACAUAUUCACCUCUAGGGCAUAAGAUCUCCUGCUUUUAUCCCUUCACCAAAAAGUAGAUAUGAUGCUAAUAACUGGUGCUGUUGGUGUAGAAAUGACAGGACCCAGGAUUUUGUAGAUUUCAGGGAUGGUCACUAAUGCUUAACAUAAGAUCCAUAUUGCUACAUAGUGUAUUAUAAAAGUGUUGUUUUCAUGAUUUGAUAUUUCCCGAUGCUAUGAUCACAUUUCUAUGUUUCUGCUGAAAGAAUUCAUUAACUUUUUCCGCUUUGCAUGGAUAUAUAUAAUAUACAAAAAAUGUUAAUGAAUUAUUUGACCAACAGAAAUGUGACUAUUGCAUUGGAAAAUAUCAAAUCAUGAAAACAACCAUUUUAUAACACAUAUGAUGUUACCACUGUAUGCUAUAAAUGUAUGAUUGCAUGAAUUAUUACUAAAAAAUGUUUGUUUUCUGUUCACAGGAUGUUACCCUAGCUGCCCAGAAGAUAGACCUUACUUUGAUGAGGAAACUAUGAAGUGUGUGCCAACUUGCGACUGUUAUGAUAAAAAUGGAACAAUAUAUAAUAUCGGCGAUUUCAUGCCUAGAGAAGAUGAAAAAGAAAAUUGCACAACCUGGUAAGACCAGAUUCUUCAUUUCACAUGAGCAAUGCACACCAAUUUAAACGUUAAAGUGACAGUAAUGCCUUAUCAUAGAUCAAAUAGAUCAAAUAUGUAAAAAAACAUUGAUAGACAGCUGGAAAUGUUAAUGUAAAAAAUGUAUAACUCAUCUACUUUUUAGGGGUAACUAGUGAAACAGAUUCAGGUCACAAAGCAAUAUUAAAAUCUUUUCUUCAGUAUUAAAUACUUCAGUUAUUUAAUAAUAAUGCCGGGUGAUAUUUAAAGUUAGCCACAGGGUCUACAAUGCACUUUCAGGGUUUCAGGAAGAGAUGGCGGAGGCUUGGAAUAUGUCACAAAUAUGCCAGUAUACAUAGUGGGCAACAUAUAUGCUUAUUUUUAAUUGUUUCAAAUAUUAGAAUAACAAUACAUAUUUUACCAACAGAAGAGUUAACCAGUUAUCAGAAUAAGAAUAAAGUACAAAAUGCAAAUCACAAUUUACAACAUAGCAUAGGGACACUUUAUUAUUUGGUUGUGAUUUUUCUUUUUAAUGUAGCUGUGAAAUAAGAUUCUGUACAAGAUACUUAAAUACUAAGACCAUUUGCCAAUUGUCUUUGUUUUUCAGGACAUGCACGAAAGAGGGUAAACAAUGUACGGACCAUGGUAAGAAUAUGUCUAAGCCCUUUCUACCUAAAUUCCUGAAAAUAGCUUUCUUUCAUUUUUAGAGAGCUUCAACUUAUCUUAAGUCUGUGCAUGUGUGAGAUCAGGUUGCUGGCCGUAGCCCUUGCAAACAGUGACUUCAUUCAGAGAAUUCACAAUCUAUGCUUAGGAAGAACUAUCCCACACAGAUGUGCCAAAUGAUAAGCAACAAUUACCAGUAAACGUGCACAUUUUAUUUAGAAUAGCAAUUUGCAGAUAGGAAAUAAUUUUGCCUAAAAGCCAUUUCUAUGAGCACACAAUAAUAAUAAUUUAUUGCUUCCCAAUAAUAUUCAGAUACCUAACUUGGCUCAUUUAAUGAUUUCUUUACCUACGGCACUGUUCAGAGUACACUUGCCACCAGGCCAGGAGUGAGAAACAUAUGACAUUCCAGAUGUUGUGGACUACAUCCCCCUUGAAGCUUUGCCAGCAUUUUGGGAGAUGUAGUUCACAAUAUCCAGAGUGCCGAAGGUUGCCUACCCUGAUCUUGGCUUACAAAUGACACUGCCUAGUGUGGAUUAUGAUAUACACAAGUUCAGAGUGAACUCUCCAUGUUUGUGGUAAGCCGCAAGGGCCACACUGUUCACUUAAUGUGAACUGAAGUUAUAGCAUGGUGAAUCCUUAAAAUCUAUUGAGAAGAACAAUCACUUGUCUAUUACCAAACUUCCUUUCAAUAAGAACGUUGGAGCAAAACUGCAAUCUUGUGCAAUCCUGGCUGAAAAGGUAUCAGGCAACUUCUCUCUUUUGCUGAAUUCAUUCCCCCCCCUGCCCAUUAGAUAUAAAUGUUAAUUAUUUAUACUUGUUUAAAUAAACCACAGGCUCCACUCAAGGAGAUCAAAUAUUGUGUGGUCUAUUUUCUGAAUUUUAGCUAUAUUAACAAUGUAAAAAACAAUGACAACAUGUUCUUUAAUGAUUAUAUUCCAAAUGGAAUACAAUGUAUGACCUCUUUAGAAACCACUUUCCAAAGACUGCAAAUUGUAACAUUUAUGUGGUUAUUCACUAGAGUGAGAAUUGCCAGGAAUUCAAAGUCAAUUUCAAAAUCUAGGACAAAAGGCCAAUUUAGAAAAAAAAAAUUGAAAGUUAAUUCUGUUUUUAGUUUGGGUAUUUUGGCAUUAAAUUUGAAUUUACUUUGAAUUAAUUUUGAAUUCCUAACAAUUCUCACUCUAGUGCAUAAUCCUGUCAGUCAGGAUGACUUGGAUCAAAAUAAUAAAGUUGGGGAAAAAAUGUCCUUUGCCAAACUGGAGAUUCUUUAAUUCUAUUAAUUUUUUCCUAAAUUUUGUCAGAUGUCAAAACACCACUACCCGCUAUUUAAUGACCAAAACCCUGAUUAAAAAACCAAGGGUUAUUGGGGCAUUUUCACGCUUGAAGUAGUAACAGAAAAUUUGAAUAUGAAUGUUAUAAUAAUGAUUAUGAGACUAAAAAGUAAUUUUGUUACAGAUAUUAAUAGGAGAGUUAAAUUUAAUUGAAAUUAUUUUGAAUCUCUAUUAUCUUUUACAUCAUAUAGACUGAUGCGUUUAGGUUUUCAGUAGGCUCACCAACAUGUUUUAUAUUUCUGCAGGUUGUAUUUAUGAAAAGCGAAUGUAUAAGGACGGAGACGUAAUUUAUAACACAACUGAUGGCAUUGGAGGUUGUAUUAUAGCCAUAUGUGUUAAUAGCACAAUCAAUAGAACUAAUACCAAUUGCUAUCAAAGUACUACAACUGUGUCAACUACAACAUUUGUCUUCUCCACUACCAGCCCUAUUGCAACAACCAGUUCCCCUGUCAUCACAGGUAAGAUAUUGUUCUACAAUAAAACACAUAGAUAAAACGUGCACAUGCAAGUAUACAUAUAUAUAUAUAUUUGGCCUAUUACAUUUAGAGCGGUUCAAAAAUGUGAAAAAGUAAAAAAAAAAAUCAAUUGAAAGUCAUGCAAAAGUUGUAGUUAUCUGUAAAAAUCUGUUUACAUGCAUGCACGUGACACCAUAGCAAUACUCCAUAGGCAUGAUAAUGAUAUCAUUAAAAAAAGAAAAUAAUAAGUAACAGACUAUAACAGACUAUAAUUUACAGGAUUAAAUGGAAAUACUGGUGACCUGGCAAUUGUUCUGUACAUUCCUUUUCAUUACUAUUAAAAUAUCUUAUACCAGUAUCUUGAAAGUAGAGUCAUAGCUUAAAGGAUUACUAUGAGCUAUUUUAGGCUAUUAAAAUCUGCUGGAGAUUGGGUUACAUAUCCGGCAGCAACAUUAAAUAUCUAAUUAUGUGCAGGAUAUCAUCCUGACUUGCACAUACUGGGUCCUUGAAUAAUGAUCACUUCAAAAGAGAGAAAAAGUCAGGUUGGCAUGAAUAAAUUAAAUUUUCCAGAUGUAACACAAUUAGUGCUGCAUAACACAUAGCAAUAUAGAUACAUUUUAAUAGCGUAUAGCAGGCUGCAGGAAUUCAAUUCUCUACUAGCUGAGUUAGUCACACUGGGUGUCAGUAGCACAAACUGAAUUAAAUGAACAGGGCCAAUAAAAAAAUGCUAAAUUGUAUAAAAAUAAAAACUUUUUUUUAAAAAAAUUAAAAAUUAUUCCAGUUAAAUGAAUUUUGUUAAAGUCAAAUUUUGCCCAUCCAUCCAUACACCCAUACAUCCAUCCCUCAUUCCAUCCAUCUAUUUUACAUUUGUAUCACUUUCCACUAAACUCUAGAUUCUGAUAAAUCCAUGGUAUUUUUGCUUGCCUUACAUUAUAACUUAUAUAAGCAAAGAAAAUGUUUUUAUUUUUUUAUUUUUCUCUUUUUCCAGUGUGUUCUGUGGAUGCUUCUACAGUUUCAUGCAAUUGGACAGACUGGUAUGAUGUGACCUAUCCAAAGUAUGGAAACAACAAAGGAGAUUUUGAAACUUUUGAAAAUAUUAGAAAAUUUGGAUAUAAUAUAUGUGAUGCUCCACAAAAUAUAGAAUGCAGAGCAAAGGAAUUCCCUGAUGAAAAACUACAAGAUUUAAAACAGGAUCUAAUAUGCAACAAGGAUAUUGGACUUCUGUGUCUCAAUAGCAAGAAUUACCCACUCUGCUACAAUUAUGAAAUAAGGGUUCAAUGCUGUGUUGCAAACAAUAAAUGUUACACAACAGAAACAGAAACUACAGAAAGUAUACCAACAGUAUCAACAAAAGUGACAUCUCCACCAUCAACCUAUUCUUCUGUUUCAACUUCAGCUCAUUUGUCAACUACCUCAACAAAAACAACACCAGUAAUUUCUACCUCUACCCCAUCAUUUACCAUUUCAUCAACUAAAGUAACAUUAUCAUCAUCUACACGAUCAACAACUUCUACAUCAUCACCAUCUACACCUUCAACCCCUCAGUCUGUUUCAACUUUAACUUCUUCUUCAACAUCAUCAUCAACAUCAUCCCUAACAACCUCUAAACCCACUUCCACAAAAACAGUGCUCACAUCCUCUACACCAUCUUCCUCCUCAACAACUUCAACUUCUACUCUUGUUACUACUUCAACAACAUGCCCAUAUACAAUGAACUGUCGUUACACAAACUGGAUUGAUGAAAACAAACCUACAAAAGGCAGAUCAGGUGGAGAAUAUGAAAAUCUGCUAACAUUAAAAUCCAGAGGAUAUCAAGUUUGUUCAGAAAGUGAAAUGAUGAACUCCAUCCAGUGUGAUGCAGUAGAGACUUCAGGAUCGAGCAGUGAAAGGGCAAAAUCAAGCGGUGAAAAGGCACAUUCAAGCAGUGAGAGGGCACGCUCAAGCAGUGAAGAAGCAAAAGAAGUAUACAGUUGUGACCUUCAAAAUGGCCUGGUUUGUCUCAAUUCAAAACAGAAGGGUUUCCUAAAUAAUCAGUGUUCAAAUUACAGGAUCAGGAUUUUAUGUUGUGCCAAAUAUUGUGGACCACCAACAACACCACCACCAACCGAGUCAACUUCCGUAGUAUCAUCGACAACUGCUACAUCAACUAAAGUAACAUCUUCAUCAUCUACACCAUCAACAACUUCUACAUCAACUAAAGUAACAUCAUAUACACCAUCGACUACUUCUAUAUCAACUAAAGUAACAUCAUCAUCUACACCAUCAACCCCUUACUCUGUUUCAACCUCAACUCCUUCUUCAACUCCUUCUUCAACAACAACUUCAACAGUAACAACUCCAAUUGUUUCAACAUCAUCAUCGACAUCAUCACUAACAACCUCUAAACCCACUUCCACAACAAGAGUUGUCACAUCCUCUACACCAUCUUCCUCCUCAACAACUUCAACUUCUACUCUUGUUACUACUUCAACAACAUGCCCAUAUACAAUGAACUGUCGUUACACAAACUGGAUUGAUGAAAACAAACCUACAAAAGGCAGAUCAGGUGGAGAAUAUGAAAAUCUGCUAACAUUAAAAUCCAAAGGAUAUCAAGUUUGUUCAGAAAGUGAAAUGAUGAACUCCAUCCAGUGUGAUGCAGUAGAGACUUCAGGAUCGAGCGGUGAAAGGGCAAAAUCAAGCGGUGAAAAGGCAAAAUCAAGCAGUGAGAGGGCACGCUCAAGCAGUGAAGAAGCAAAAGAAGUAUACAGUUGUGACCUUCAAAAUGGCCUGGUUUGUCUCAAUUCAAAACAGAAGGGUUUCUUAAAUAAUCAGUGUUCAAAUUACAGGAUCAGGAUUUUAUGUUGUGCCAAAUAUUGUGGACCACCAACAACACCACCACCAACCGAGUCAACUUCCGUAGUAUCAUCGACAACUGCUACAUCAACUAAAGUAACAUCUUCAUCAUCUACACCAUCAACAACUUCUACAUCAACUAAAGUAACAUCAUAUACACCAUCGACUACUUCUAUAUCAACUAAAGUAACAUCAUCAUCAUCUACACCAUCAACCCCUUACUCUGUUUCAACCUCAACUCCUUCUUCAACUCCUUCUUCAACAACAACUUCAACAAUAACAACUCCAAUCGUUUCAACAUCAUCAUCAACAUCAUCACUAACAACCUCUAAACCCACUUCCACAACAACAGUGGUCACAUCCUCUACACCAUCUUCCUCCUCAACAACUUCAACUUCUACUCUUGUUACUACUUCAACAACAUGCCCAUAUACAAUGAACUGUCGUUACACAAACUGGAUUGAUGAAAACAAACCUACAAAAGGCAGAUCAGGUGGAGAAUAUGAAAAUCUGCUAACAUUAAAAUCCAAAGGAUAUCAAGUUUGUUCAGAAAGUGAAAUGAUGAACUCCAUCCAGUGUGAUGCAGUAGAGACUUCAGGAUCGAGCGGUGAAAGGGCAAAAUCAAGCGGUGAAAAGGCAAAAUCAAGCAGUGAGAGGGCACGCUCAAGCAGUGAAGAAGCAAAAGAAGUAUACAGUUGUGACCUUCAAAAUGGCCUGGUUUGUCUCAAUUCAAAACAGAAGGGUUUCUUAAAUAAUCAGUGUUCAAAUUACAGGAUCAGGAUUUUAUGUUGUGCCAAAUAUUGUGGACCACCAACAACACCACCACCAACCGAGUCAACUUCCGUAGUAUCAUCGACAACUGCUACAUCAACUAAAGUAACAUCUUCAUCAUCUACACCAUCAACAACUUCUACAUCAACUAAAGUAACAUCAUAUACACCAUCGACUACUUCUAUAUCAACUAAAGUAACAUCAUCAUCAUCUACACCAUCAACCCCUUACUCUGUUUCAACCUCAACUCCUUCUUCAACUCCUUCUUCAACAACAACUUCAACAAUAACAACUCCAAUCGUUUCAACAUCAUCAUCAAAAUCAUCACUAACAACCUCUAAACCCAUUUCCACAACAACAGUGGUCACAUCCUCUACACCAUCUUCCUCCUCAACAACUUCAACUUCUACAUCAACUAAAUUAACAUCAUCAUAUACACCAUCGACUACUUCUACAUCAACUAAUGUAACAUCAUCAUCUACACCAUCAAUCCCUCACUCUGUUUCAACCUCAACUCCAUCUUCAACUCCUUCUUCAACAACAACUUCGACAAUAACAACUCCAAUCGUUUCAACAUCAUCAUCGACGUCAUCAUCACUGACAACCUCUAAUCCUGCUUCCACGACAAGAGUUGUCACAUCCUCUACACCAUCUUCCUCCUCAACGACUUCAACUUCUACUCUUGUUACUACUUCAACAACAUGCCCAUAUACAAUGAACUGUCGUUACACAAACUGGAUUGAUGAAAACAAACCUACAAAAGGCAGAUCAGGUGGAGAAUAUGAAAAUCUGCUAACAUUAAAAUCCAGAGGUUAUCAAGUUUGUUCAGAAAGUGAAAUGAUGAACUCCAUCCAGUGUGAUGCAGUAGAGACUUCAGGAUCGAGCGGUGAAAGGGCAAAAUCAAGUGGUGAAAAGGAAAAAUCAAGCAGUGAGAGGGCACGCUCAAGCAGUGAAGAAGCAAAAGAAGUGUACAGUUGUGACCUUCAAAAUGGCCUGGUUUGUCUCAAUUCAAAACAGAAGGGUUUCUUAAAUAAUCAGUGUUCAAAUUACAGGAUCAGGAUUUUAUGUUGUGCCAAAUAUUGUGGACCACCAACAACACCACCCCCAACCGAGUCAACUUCCGUAGUAUCAUCGACAACUGCUACAUCAACUAAAGUAACAUCUUCAUCAUCUACACCAUCAACUACUUCUACAUCAACUAAAGUAACAUCAUAUACACCAUCGACUACUUCUAUAUCAACUAAAGUAACAUCAUCAUCAUCUACACCAUCAACCCCUUACUCUGUUUCAACCUCAACUCCUUCUUCAACUCCUUCUUCAACAACAACUUCGACAAUAACAACUCCAAUUGUUUCAACAUCAUCAUCGACAUCAUCACUAACAACCUCUAAACCCUCUUCCACAACAAGAGUUGUCACAUCCUCUACACCAUCUUCCUCCUCAACAACUUCAACUUCUACUCUUGUUACUACUUCAACAACAUGCCCAUAUACAAUGAACUGUCGUUACACAAACUGGAUUGAUGAAAACAAACCUACAAAAGGCAGAUCAGGUGGAGAAUAUGAAAAUCUGCUAACAUUAAAAUCCAGAGGUUAUCAAGUUUGUUCAGAAAGUGAAAUGAUGAACUCCAUCCAGUGUGAUGCAGUAGAGACUUCAGGAUCGAGCGGUGAAAGGGCAAAAUCAAGUGGUGAAAAGGCAAAAUCAAGCAGUGAGAGGGCACGCUCAAGCAGUGAAGAAGCAAAAGAAGUAUACAGUUGUGACCUUCAAAAUGGCCUGGUUUGUCUCAAUUCAAAACAGAAGGGUUUCUUAAAUAAUCAGUGUUCAAAUUACAGGAUCAGGAUUUUAUGUUGUGCCAAAUAUUGUGGACCACCAACAACACCACCCCCAACCGAGUCAACUUCCGUAGUAUCAUCGACAACUGCUACAUCAACUAAAGUAACAUCAUCAUCUACACCAUCAACUACUUCUACAUCAACUAAAGUAACAUCAUAUACACCAUCGACUACUUCUAUAUCAACUAAAGUAACAUCAUCAUCAUCUACACCAUCAACCCCUUACUCUGUUUCAACUUCAACUCCUUCUUCAACUCCUUCUUCAACAACAACUUCGACAAUAACAACUCCAAUUGUUUCAACAUCAUCAUCGACAUCAUCACUAACAACCUCUAAACCCUCUUCCACAACAAGAGUUGUCACAUCCUCUACACCAUCUUCCUCCUCAACAACUUCAACUUCUACAUCAACUAAAUUAACAUCAUCAUAUACACCAUCGACUACUUCUACAUCAACUAAUGUAACAUCAUCAUCUACACCAUCAAUCCCUCACUCUGUUUCAACCUCAACUCCAUCUUCAACUCCUUCUUCAACAACAACUUCGACAAUAACAACUCCAAUCGUUUCAACAUCAUCAUCGACAUCAUCAUCACUGACAACCUCUAAUCCUGCUUCCACGACAAGAGUUGUCACAUCCUCUACACCAUCUUCCUCCUCAACGACUUCAACUUCUACUCUUGUUACUACUUCAACAACAUGCCCAUAUACAAUGAACUGUCGUUACACAAACUGGAUUGAUGAAAACAAACCUACAAAAGGCAGAUCAGGUGGAGAAUAUGAAAAUCUGCUAACAUUAAAAUCCAGAGGUUAUCAAGUUUGUUCAGAAAGUGAAAUGAUGAACUCCAUCCAGUGUGAUGCAGUAGAGACUUCAGGAUCGAGCGGUGAAAGGGCAAAAUCAAGUGGUGAAAAGGAAAAAUCAAGCAGUGAGAGGGCACGCUCAAGCAGUGAAGAAGCAAAAGAAGUGUACAGUUGUGACCUUCAAAAUGGCCUGGUUUGUCUCAAUUCAAAACAGAAGGGUUUCUUAAAUAAUCAGUGUUCAAAUUACAGGAUCAGGAUUUUAUGUUGUGCCAAAUAUUGUGGACCACCAACAACACCACCCCCAACCGAGUCAACUUCCGUAGUAUCAUCGACAACUGCUACAUCAACUAAAGUAACAUCUUCAUCAUCUACACCAUCAACUACUUCUACAUCAACUAAAGUAACAUCAUAUACACCAUCGACUACUUCUAUAUCAACUAAAGUAACAUCAUCAUCAUCUACACCAUCAACCCCUUACUCUGUUUCAACCUCAACUCCUUCUUCAACUCCUUCUUCAACAACAACUUCAACAAUAACAACUCCAAUUGUUUCAACAUCAUCAUCGACAUCAUCACUAACAACCUCUAAACCCACUUCCACAACAAGAGUUGUCACAUCCUCUACACCAUCUUCCUCCUCAACAACUUCAACUUCUACUCUUGUUACUACUUCAACAACAUGCCCAUAUACAAUGAACUGUCGUUACACAAACUGGAUUGAUGAAAACAAACCUACAAAAGGCAGAUCAGGUGGAGAAUAUGAAAAUCUGCUAACAUUAAAAUCCAGAGGUUAUCAAGUUUGUUCAGAAAGUGAAAUGAUGAACUCCAUCCAGUGUGAUGCAGUAGAGACUUCAGGAUCGAGCGGUGAAAGGGCAAAAUCAAGUGGUGAAAAGGCAAAAUCAAGCAGUGAGAGGGCACGCUCAAGCAGUGAAGAAGCAAAAGAAGUAUACAGUUGUGACCUUCAAAAUGGCCUGGUUUGUCUCAAUUCAAAACAGAAGGGUUUCUUAAAUAAUCAGUGUUCAAAUUACAGGAUCAGGAUUUUAUGUUGUGCCAAAUAUUGUGGACCACCAACAACACCACCCCCAACCGAGUCAACUUCCGUAGUAUCAUCGACAACUGCUACAUCAACUAAAGUAACAUCAUCAUCUACACCAUCAACUACUUCUACAUCAACUAAAGUAACAUCAUAUACACCAUCGACUACUUCUAUAUCAACUAAAGUAACAUCAUCAUCAUCUACACCAUCAACCCCUUACUCUGUUUCAACCUCAACUCCUUCUUCAACUCCUUCUUCAACAACAACUUCGACAAUAACAACUCCAAUUGUUUCAACAUCAUCAUCGACAUCAUCACUAACAACCUCUAAACCCUCUUCCACAACAAGAGUUGUCACAUCCUCUACACCAUCUUCCUCCUCAACAACUUCAACUUCUACAUCAACUAAAUUAACAUCAUCAUAUACACCAUCGACUACUUCUACAUCAACUAAUGUAACAUCAUCAUCUACACCAUCAAUCCCUCACUCUGUUUCAACCUCAACUCCAUCUUCAACUCCUUCUUCAACAACAACUUCGACAAUAACAACUCCAAUCGUUUCAACAUCAUCAUCGACGUCAUCAUCACUGACAACCUCUAAUCCUGCUUCCACGACAAGAGUUGUCACAUCCUCUACACCAUCUUCCUCCUCAACGACUUCAACUUCUACUCUUGUUACUACUUCAACAACAUGCCCAUAUACAAUGAACUGUCGUUACACAAACUGGAUUGAUGAAAACAAACCUACAAAAGGCAGAUCAGGUGGAGAAUAUGAAAAUCUGCUAACAUUAAAAUCCAGAGGUUAUCAAGUUUGUUCAGAAAGUGAAAUGAUGAACUCCAUCCAGUGUGAUGCAGUAGAGACUUCAGGAUCGAGCGGUGAAAGGGCAAAAUCAAGUGGUGAAAAGGAAAAAUCAAGCAGUGAGAGGGCACGCUCAAGCAGUGAAGAAGCAAAAGAAGUGUACAGUUGUGACCUUCAAAAUGGCCUGGUUUGUCUCAAUUCAAAACAGAAGGGUUUCUUAAAUAAUCAGUGUUCAAAUUACAGGAUCAGGAUUUUAUGUUGUGCCAAAUAUUGUGGACCACCAACAACACCACCCCCAACCGAGUCAACUUCCGUAGUAUCAUCGACAACUGCUACAUCAACUAAAGUAACAUCUUCAUCAUCUACACCAUCAACUACUUCUACAUCAACUAAAGUAACAUCAUAUACACCAUCGACUACUUCUAUAUCAACUAAAGUAACAUCAUCAUCAUCUACACCAUCAACCCCUUACUCUGUUUCAACCUCAACUCCUUCUUCAACUCCUUCUUCAACAACAACUUCAACAAUAACAACUCCAAUCGUUUCAACAUCAUCAUCAACAUCAUCACUAACAACCUCUAAACCCACUUCCACAACAACAGUGGUCACAUCCUCUACACCAUCUUCCUCCUCAACAACUUCAACUUCUACUCUUGUUACUACUUCAACAACAUGCCCAUAUACAAUGAACUGUCGUUACACAAACUGGAUUGAUGAAAACAAACCUACAAAAGGCAGAUCAGGUGGAGAAUAUGAAAAUCUGCUAACAUUAAAAUCCAGAGGAUAUCAAGUUUGUUCAGAAAGUGAAAUGAUGAACUCCAUCCAGUGUGAUGCAGUAGAGACUUCAGGAUCGAGCGGUGAAAGGGCAAAAUCAAGCGGUGAAAAGGCAAAAUCAAGCAGUGAGAGGGCACGCUCAAGCAGUGAAGAAGCAAAAGAAGUAUACAGUUGUGACCUUCAAAAUGGCCUGGUUUGUCUCAAUUCAAAACAGAAGGGUUUCUUAAAUAAUCAGUGUUCAAAUUACAGGAUCAGGAUUUUAUGUUGUGCCAAAUAUUGUGCACCACCAACAACACCACCACCAACCGAGUCAUCUUCCGUAGUAUCAUCGACAACUGCUACAUCAACUAAAGUAACAUCUUCAUCAUCUACACCAUCAACAACUUCUACAUCAACUAAAGUAACAUCAUCAUAUACCCCAUCGACUACUUCUAUAUCAACUAAAGUAACAUCAUCAUCAUCUACACCAUCAACCCCUUACUCUGUUUCAACCUCAACUCCUUCUUCAACUCCUUCUUCAACAACAACGUCGACAAUAACAACUCCAAUCGUUUCAUCAUCAACAUCAUCAUCACUGACAACCUCUAAUCCUUCUUCCACGACAACAGUGGUCACAUCCUCUACACCAACUUCCUCCUCCACAACUUCAACUUCUACUCUUGUUACUACUUCAACAACAUGUCCAUAUACAAUGAACUGUCGUUACACAAACUGGAUUGAUGAAAACAAACCUACAAAAGGCAGAUCAGGUGGAGAAUAUGAAAAUCUGCUAACAUUAAAAUCCAGAGGUUAUCAAGUUUGUUCAGAAAGUGAAAUGAUGAACUCCAUCCAGUGUGAUGCAGUAGAGACUUCAGGAUCGAGCGGUGAAAGGGCAAAAUCAAGUGGUGAAAAGGCAAAAUCAAGCAGUGAGAGGGCACGCUCAAGCAGUGAAGAAGCAAAAGAAGUAUACAGUUGUGACCUUCAAAAUGGCCUGGUUUGUCUCAAUUCAAAACAGAAGGGUUUCUUAAAUAAUCAGUGUUCAAAUUACAGGAUCAGGAUUUUAUGUUGUGCCAAAUAUUGUGGACCACCAACAACACCACCCCCAACCGAGUCAACUUCCGUAGUAUCAUCGACAACUGCUACAUCAACUAAAGUAACAUCAUCAUCUACACCAUCAACUACUUCUACAUCAACUAAAGUAACAUCAUAUACACCAUCGACUACUUCUAUAUCAACUAAAGUAACAUCAUCAUCAUCUACACCAUCAACCCCUUACUCUGUUUCAACCUCAACUCCUUCUUCAACUCCUUCUUCAACAACAACUUCGACAAUAACAACUCCAAUUGUUUCAACAUCAUCAUCGACAUCAUCACUAACAACCUCUAAACCCUCUUCCACAACAAGAGUUGUCACAUCCUCUACACCAUCUUCCUCCUCAACAACUUCAACUUCUACAUCAACUAAAUUAACAUCAUCAUAUACACCAUCGACUACUUCUACAUCAACUAAUGUAACAUCAUCAUCAUCUACACCAUCAAUCCCUCACUCUGUUUCAACCUCAACUCCUUCUUCAACUCCUUCUUCAACAACAACUUCGACAAUAACAACUCCAAUUGUUUCAACAUCAUCAUCGACAUCAUCACUAACAACCUCUAAACCCAGUUCCACAACAAGAGUUGUCACAUCCUCUACACCAUCUUCCUCCUCAACAACUUCAACUUCUACUCUUGUUACUACUUCAACAACAUGCCCAUAUACAAUGAACUGUCGUUACACAAACUGGAUUGAUGAAAACAAACCUACAAAAGGCAGAUCAGGUGGAGAAUAUGAAAAUCUGCUAACAUUGAAAUCCAGAGGAUAUCAAGUUUGUUCAGAAAGUGAAAUGAUGAACUCCAUCCAGUGUGAUGCAGUAGAGACUUCAGGAUCGAGCGGCGAAAGGGCAAAAUCAAGCGGUGAAAAGGCAAAAUCAAGCAGUGAGCAGGCACGCUCAAGCAGUGAAGAAGCAAAAGAAGUAUACAGUUGUGACCUUCAAAAUGGCCUGGUUUGUCUCAAUUCAAAACAGAAGGGUUUCUUAAAUAAUCAGUGUUCAAAUUACAGGAUCAGGAUUUUAUGUUGUGCCAAAUAUUGUGCACCACCAACAACACCACCACCAACCGAGUCAUCUUCCGUAGUAUCAUCGACAACUGCUACAUCAACUAAAGUAACAUCUUCAUCAUCUACACCAUCAACAACUUCUACAUCAACUAAAGUAACAUCAUCAUAUACCCCAUCGACUACUUCUAUAUCAACUAAAGUAACAUCAUCAUCAUCUACACCAUCAACCCCUUACUCUGUUUCAACCUCAACUCCUUCUUCAACUCCUUCUUCAACAACAACGUCGACAAUAACAACUCCAAUCGUUUCAUCAUCAACAUCAUCAUCACUGACAACCUCUAAUCCUUCUUCCACGACAACAGUGGUCACAUCCUCUACACCAACUUCCUCCUCCACAACUUCAACUUCUACUCUUGUUACUACUUCAACAACAUGUCCAUAUACAAUGAACUGUCGUUACACAAACUGGAUUGAUGAAAACAAACCUACAAAAGGCAAAUCAGGUGGAGAAUAUGAAAAUCUGCUAACAUUAAAAUCCAGAGGAUAUCAAGUUUGUUCAGAAAGUGAAAUGAUGAACUCCAUCCAGUGUGAUGCAGUAGAGACUUCAGGAUCGAGCGGCGAAAGGGCAAAAUCAAGCGGUGAAAAGGCAAAAUCAAGCAGUGAGCGGGCACGCUCAAGCAGUGAAGAAGCAAAAGAAGUAUACAGUUGUGACCUUCAAAAUGGCCUGGUUUGUCUCAAUUCAAAACAGAAGGGUUUCUUAAAUAAUCAGUGUUCAAAUUACAGGAUCAGGAUUUUAUGUUGUGCCAAAUAUUGUGGACCACCAACAACACCACCACCAACCGAGUCGACUUCCGUAGUAUCAUCGACAACUGCUACAUCAACUAAAGUAACAUCUUCAUCAUCUACACCAUCAACUACUUCUACAUCAACUAAAGUAACAUCAUCAUCAUCUACACCAUCAACCCCUCACUCUGUUUCAACCUCAACUCCUUCUUCAACUCCAUCUUCAACAACAACGUCGACAAUAACAACUCCAAUCGUUUCAACAUCAUCAUCAUCAUCAUCACUGACAACCUCUAAUCCUGCUUCCACGACAACAGUGGUCACAUCCUCUACACCAACUUCCUCCUCCACAACUUCAACUUCUACUCUUGUUACUACUUCAACAACAUGUCCAUAUACAAUGAACUGUCGUUACACAAACUGGAUUGAUGAAAACAAACCUACAAAAGGCAAAUCAGGUGGAGAAUAUGAAAAUCUGCUAACAUUAAAAUCCAGAGGAUAUCAAGUUUGUUCAGAAAGUGAAAUGAUGAACUCCAUCCAGUGUGAUGCAGUAGAGACUUCAGGAUCGAGCGGCGAAAGGGCAAAAUCAAGCGGUGAAAAGGCAAAAUCAAGCAGUGAGCAGGCACGCUCAAGCAGUGAAGAAGCAAAAGAAGUAUACAGUUGUGACCUUCAAAAUGGCCUGGUUUGUCUCAAUUCAAAACAGAAGGGUUUCUUAAAUAAUCAGUGUUCAAAUUACAGGAUCAGGAUUUUAUGUUGUGCCAAAUAUUGUGCACCACCAACAACACCACCACCAACCGAGUCAUCUUCCGUAGUAUCAUCGACAACUGCUACAUCAACUAAAGUAACAUCUUCAUCAUCUACACCAUCAACAACUUCUACAUCAACUAAAGUAACAUCAUCAUAUACACCAUCGACUACUUCUAUAUCAACUAAAGUAACAUCAUCAUCAUCUACACCAUCAACCCCUUACUCUGUUUCAACCUCAACUCCUUCUUCAACAACAACUUCAACAAUAACAACUCCAAUUGUUUCAACAUCAUCAUCGACAUCAUCCCUAACAACCUCUAAACCCACUUCCACAACAACAGUGGUCACAUCCUCUACACCAUCUUCCUCCUCAACAACUUCAACUUCUACUCUUGUUACUACUUCAACAACAUGUCCAUAUACAAUGAACUGUCGUUACACAAACUGGAUUGAUGAAAACAAACCUACAAAAGGCAGAUCAGGUGGAGAAUAUGAAAAUCUGCUAACAUUAAAAUCCAGAGGAUAUCAAGUUUGUUCAGAAAGUGAAAUGAUGAACUCCAUCCAGUGUGAUGCAGUAGAGACUUCAGGAUCGAGCGGUGAAGGUUCAAAAUCAAGUGGUGAAAAGGCAAAAUCAAGCAGUGAGAGGGCACGCUCAAGCAGUGAAGAAGCAAAAGAAGUAUACAGUUGUGACCUUCAAAAUGGCCUGGUUUGUCUCAAUUCAAAACAGAAGGGUUUCUUAAAUAAUCAGUGUUCAAAUUACAGGAUCAGGAUUUUAUGUUGUGCCAAAUAUUGUGGACCAUCAACAACACCACCACCAACCGAAUUGACUUCCGUAGUAUCAUCGACAACUGCUACAUCAACUAAAGUAACAUCUUCAUUAUCUACACCAUCGAUCCCUCACUCUGUUUCAACCUUAACUCCUUCUUCAACUCCUUCUUCAACAACAACUUCCACAAUAACAACUCCAAUCGUUUCAACAUCAUCAUCAACAUCAUCACUAACAACCUCUAAACCCACUUCCACAUCUACAGUGGUCACAUCCUCUACACCAUCUUCCUCCUCAACAACUUCAACUUCUACAUCAACUAAAUUAACAUCAUCAUAUACACCAUCGACUAUUUCUACAUCAACUAACGUAACAUCAUCAUCAUCUACACCAUCAACCCCUCACUCUGUUUCAACCUCAACUCCUUCUUCAACUCCUUCUUCAACAACAACUUCGACAAUAACAACUCCAAUCGUUUCAACAUCAUCAUCAACAUCAUCAUCACUGACAACCUCUAAUCCUGCUUCCACGACAACAGUGGUCACAUCCUCUACACCAACUUCCUCCUCCACAACUUCAAGCUCAACUCUUGUUACUGCUUCAACAACAUGUCCAUAUACAAUGAACUGUCGUUACACAAACUGGAUUGAUGAAAACAAACCUACAAAAGGCAGUUCAGGUGGAGAAUAUGAAAAUCUGUUAACAUUAAAAUCCAGAGGAGAUCAAGUUUGUUUAGAGAGUGAAAUGAUGAGCUCCAUCCAGUGUGAUGCAGUAGAGACUUCAGGAUCGAGCGGUGAAAGGGCACAUUCAAGUGGUGAAAGGGCAAAAUCAAGCGGUGAAAAGGCACAUUCAAGCAGUGAGAGAGCACGCUCAAGCAGUGAAGAAGCAAAAGAAGUAUACAGUUGUGACCUUCAAAAUGGCCUGGUUUGUCUCAAUUCAAAACAGAAGAGUUUCUUAAAUAAUCAGUGUUCAAAUUACAGGAUCAGGAUUUUAUGUUGUGCUAAAUAUUGUGGACCACCAACAACACCACCACCAACCAAUUCGACUUAUGUAGUAUCAUCAACAACCUCUACGUCAACUGUCUCAACCAAAGUGACAUUAUCUUCUACACCAUCAACUAAAUACUCUGUUUCAACCUCACCACCUUAUUCAACAACUACCUCAACAAAAACAACUACCUCUGUUUCAACAUCAUCAUUAAGUACCGCAAUGUCAUCAUCAUUUGUAACAAUUACUUCCACUUCUGGAACAACUUCACCUCCUGUAUCUACAUCGCUAUUUUCUACUUCUUCUACAUCGUCUACUUCAAAUUCAACUCCAUUGUCAACAACUGUAUCACAACCAUUUAGUUCAUCUAAACUAACCACAUUCCCAGUUUCAUCUGAAACUACGCCACCAACAUCGAGUACUAUAUAUUCAACCGUCAGCACGUCAACUUCUUGUUUCUGCCAAGUCAAUCAGUCUUUAUUUUCACCUGGUAAGUAAAUUGCAUAAAAGUAUUUCUUUUUCUUGCAUUAAUAUCUGUCAAGUAUGUACAUUUAGUACUCCUGCAAAUAUUAUAUUACUUCUCUUACAUUUAAUCUGUAGAUUUUUUUAAUGAAUUGUUUUUGGUGACCAUGGCAACUAUCUGGUAUUUAAAGAAACACACGUUACUUUAGACAACUGUCUCAUUCAAAAACAGCUAUACACGAAUUUUUCAUAUUUACCUUUUUCUUAUGCUUUCCACACAACUCCAGGGGACUCACUGAUCUUAACCAUCAGUGUCCUGAGGAAUGCUGGAAAUUUGCAUCUUGAGGAAUGCUGGAAAUUUGCAUUGGGCAUACCUGACAGAUUCACACAUGUGCAAUUGGAACAUUUCUUCAACUUGUAACAUCUUAGCAGAUGGGAGAAUAGAGGGAGUCUAAUUCGGGUAAUUAAUGUAGAGCAUGAUCUCCUUCCUGCUGCAGCACAAUGAUGCACUGUUUCUGUAAUGAGUUGACUCAUCUGAAACUGAGAUGGGUGGGUAAGAGGAAGGGAGGGGGACUGGAGAAACUUCCCUAUUUGAGAGGCAUGCCCAACAAUGCAUUCUGGCCAAGUUUAUAGUAAGUUUAUGAGCUUUUAUUACAUACUUGCCUAUGUUUUUACUUUAUAAUGAUUUGUACAUUUAUUUAAAAAUGUUUGCUUGCUGGUUUAAAAAAUGAAUUAUCAAGAUAUGCAUGUUCCUUUAAACAGCAACAUAUAUCCAAAACAAAUAUUUACUGGUACUUAUUUUAACCCCUUAACAACCAGUGAUGGUUCAGGACCAUCAUUGAAAAAAAACCCUUGAGGACCGAUAACCGUCCUGAACCGUCAUAAUGGUAUUUCUUACUCCCCUGAUAGCCGUCGUUCCCCUGGCCGUGACUGGCAUAGCAGCCUGUGUGGGGAGACUGCCUGAUAGCCCAGGCAGGCUCCCCUCAGCGAAUUAGGAUCCCGCAGUCAUGUGAUCGCUCAACAUUUUACUGUUUUGAACAGUAAUAUUUGUGUUCAGCAAAGUCUUCUGAGUAUAACAGUACCCCUGAUGUACAGGUUUUAUAGUGUUUUUGAAAGUUACAGGGUCAAAUAUAAUUGUCAAAUUUUUUUACAUUGAGAAUUGCCAGGUUGGUUAUGUUGCCUAUGUUGCCUUUGAGAAUGUAUUUUGAAUAGCACUUUUUUUCAUUAGCUUUUGUAGAUAAGUAAAAGAUUUUUCAAGUAAAAUUAAAUUUUUCACCAUAUUUUAUAAUUUUUAUUAAAGUAAAUUAUAUGACAUGAUACAAAUAAUGGUAUGUAGAGAAAGCCAUUUUGUCCUGAAAAAAACCCCAAUAUUCAACGUGUAUGGGAACAGUAAAUGAGAUAGAGGAAAAUUACAGCUCAACACAAACACCACAAAAGUGUUGAAACAGCCCUGGUCCUUAACGUACAACAUGGCCAAAACAGCCUGGUCUCUUCAAUCUCUUACAAUUACUCUAAAUUUAAAUUAGCCCUGUUUUUCUUUCAUGCCCAAUGUCUUAUAUAAAACUUGAGCCUACCCUCUUUGGGCAGAGCCAGUGAUGCAUUAAUGUCACUGGCUCACCUCCUUUAGCCCCCUCCCACUGGCUUCCCACGUCUCACAAUUUCAAUCUUUGGAGUACUGAACACUUCAGGUAGUAACCCAAUUCUUUUAUACCUUUAUCCUAUAUAAUCCUAUAUAAUUAUAUUUAUUUUUUGCAAAUUCUUUAUAUAGCCUUUGCAGAAAUAAAAAAAAAAUAGUUUUGCGUCAUCUUAAAAUGUUAGAAUCUGUAUGAAAACUAUUUUUGACUGAUCUCUGAUCCAAACGAUUUAAUACUGUAAGAAAGCCUUUCUAAGUUAAUCAGACAGAAGUCACCAGUCAAGGUCAUGAGAAUUUUGUACUUAAAGGACCACUAUAGUGCCAGGAAAACAUACUCGUUUUCCUGGCACUAUAGUGCCCUGAGGGUGCCCCCACCCUCAGGGUCCCCCUCCUGCCCGGCUCUGGAAAGGGGAAAGGGGUUAAAACUUACCUUUUUCCAGCGCUGGGCGGAGAGCUCUCCUCCUCCGAUCCUCCUCUUCUCCUCCCCAUCGGCUGAAUGCGCACGCGCGGCAAGAGCUGCGUGCGCAUUCAGCCGGUCACAUAGGAAAGCAUUCAUAAUGCUUUCCUAUGGAUGCUGGCGUGCUCUCACUGUGAAAAUCAAUGAGACAGCCGCUAGAGGAAAUAGGGGAAGGCUUAACCCAUUCAUAAACAUAGCAGUUUCUCUGAAACUGCUAUGUUUAUGAAAAAAUGGGUUAACCCUAGCUGGACCUGGCACCCAGACCACUUCAUUAAGCUGAAGUGGUCUGGGUGCCUAGAGUGGUCCUUUAAUUGAUAUAGAAUGAGUAUAAGAUAAUUUGGAAAACUUAUUAAAUCAAGGCCUAUGUUUGAAAAUCUUUGCGAUUCCAAUGCAAUCAAAAGAUAUACAAGAUACAAAAGUUGUUUGCCUUAUGUAGAUGGCUUAGAUUUUUUGAAAAAAAGGCAGAGUUUCCACCAACAUUACCCAUAAGUCAGAGUUCACCAUGGGUAAUAGGAGCAAGCCACAUUUCACACGAUAUGGGACUGCAUUAAGCGUUAUUGUUGAUAGAGCCUGCCACAAAAAUUGACUCCACCCUCUAUUUCAAGAAACCCCACAUAACCAAAUAUAGGGCUCAUCUGAAAUAUUAAAAUAGCUGCCUAAAAAUGUUAUUUCAUUGGUUUAACCCUUCAACUGCCAGCGAUAUGACCAACACAUUGCAAAGAAAUGUGAGUGGCAAAACCUUGGCCCUGAAAGAGUUUAAACAUAUAAUUAUAUAUGACAUGUUAAUAAGUUAAAUUAUUCCUGCUCUGCUACAAUAAUUAUGCUAAAAUAUGAAAUUAUUAUAACUGUCAGCACAAAAAUAAAAAUCCAAUUUAAAAAAGAAGGCCAGGCAACACAAAAUGGAACUGUACUUGGGAAUCUGGGAUAGUGUGGCAGAAUGGGAGGCUGAUAAAUGUGGGGGGUUAAUUUGCAUGUUUUUUUAUUUUUUUUAUAAAUUGUUAUAAAUAAAUUUUCAAUAUAAUGCAUACAAAUUGGAUUGCCCAUUAAGUAUGCUCAUGACCACAUUCAUUCUUUUAAAGAAUGUUUACCCUAUCUGGGCUGAUUCCAUCUCGGCUUUGAGAUUUGUUUUCCAGGAAGACAUAUACUCUGGCUCAUUUGUAUACCUGCAUUAAAUAUUAUAUACUUAUUGCAUCUUUUAUAUCUGUUUUAAUUUCAAUAUAACACCCUACACAUUAUCUGUUUUGUACUGAGCUCUUUUCACUGGCAUAUCCUACAAUUGCAUAUAAAAUGCUAUUGGGAACUUUGUACAGUAUUAAUUUAUUAAAGAUAUUGCAUUAUUCUAAUAUUCCGAUAGUAAUAUAUUAUUCAUGAAUUUUCUUUUACUAUUCUACAUAUUGAAAUAAGAAUAGGUUUAAUCAAUACAGUAUACAGUUCCUUUAAAACAGUAGAGCAAUAAUUGUGGUGUCCUCGCUACAAAUUAUUAAACACAUAUUGGAACAAAGUAAGACAUUUUGUUCUGAAUGAACUAUGUCUGAGAUUCAGUUUGUGACAAUAGAUCUAGCAAAGACCAAACUUAUUUAACGAUUUAUUUAACCAAAUAUGUUUGUCUUGAUUUCCCAAGGUGACAUCAUUUACAGAACUGUGGACAAAGCUGGGUGUGAAUAUUAUGCAAAAUGCAGCAGCCAGUGUCAACCAGAAAGAUAUGUUGGUGACUGUAUAUCUACAUCUGCACCAACUACUAUUUCUGUGCCUACAAUAAGUGGUUUUACAACUCCUACUGUUUCAACAAACACUACUUCAGUAAUAUCAACCACAACAACUAUUCCUGUAACUAGUGUUCCAGGUAAGCACUACUUUACCGAAAGUGCAAUCAUGUAGCUUAAAAUAUUCCUCUUUUACACGAAUAUUUCAGAACUUAUAUAAAAUAAGCAAGAGUAAGAAUAGGAUGCAUUCUUUUAAACUCUUCAACCCUGCAAUGGAUGGAAAUGGAAAAUUAAAAUAGUUUAAAUUUACACAAUAACUAUGUAUCUCUGAAAAUAAGACAAUACUUAAAACUAAUGUUUUAUUCCACGUCAAUAUGCUAGCUGUGCAUCCUAUGAGCCCUAUAACUAGAUAAAGGCCAAAAAGCUACUGUUAUUUUUCCAAGAAAAAUGUAAUAGAAAAGCAUGCCAAAAUGCCAAAAUACAAACGUGCCAAAAUACAAACGUUUCGGUACCCCUGUCCCUUUAUCAAUGCAACAAGGAACAAGGGGUCCCAAAAUGUUUGUAUUUUGGCAUGCUCUUUUAAUAAAUUUAGAUUUCAACAGUGGGCACAUUGUACUUUUUAUUUUUCGCAUGUUGAUUUUUUGCUAAUCCAGCCAUAGAAAUCUAUGUACUUAUGCUGUGUUAGGUAACAAACUUUUUUUUUUCCUGCUAUAUUUUAGUGUGCACCCUCCUACAUAUUCCCAUUUAAGAUAAAUGUAAUGUAGUUCCAGAUAUUUAAUGUCUGAUUGGCAGAUUUAGUAUUUUUCCCCAUUUCACAAAUGAUCUUUCAAUGUGUCAUAAAUAUUUUAACAGUGUAUUGAAAAUCUAAUCUACUUUUUUAUUUAUUUAUUUAUUUGUAUAGAGUGUGGUGAAUGUGUAUGCCAAAUGCCAAAAUGCGGAAGUGGCUACAGAGUGGUCUCUUUCCUACCUCCUGGGGCCUGCUGCGUUAACAUCACAUGUGGUAAGUGCAGUUUUAGCUUGACAGUUUCUUCUUAUAAUAGACAUACUACUAGUUGUAGCUGUUAGAACAAACUUUGUUCAAUAAUUAGUAUUAACCUCUUCACUGACAAAGGUUAGAUCAGUCACUAUAUACAACAACAAAAAAAACCAUCAGGAAGGGCUUUCAGAAUGCUAAAUUUACAAUAUAAUGUAAUAAUUACAAACUUAUAGUGUCACCUGCUAAAUAUUUCAAUUGUUAAAACUAUGUAUUCUGAUUAUUUGUCUAGUUAUCUUGAUUAUCAAAUGUCUUUGUAUUAAAAUACUUUAUCACUAAAAAUAUCUUUCUUUUCCGCAGUUCCUGAUUCUGUAUGUGUUGUUGGAACGGAUGUAUAUCAGGUAAAAAAAAUCUAAAACAAUGAUUCUUGAUAUAAUACAGGACGAUCUCUAAUUACUUUUGAAUUUUCAAACCCUGCCUAUAAAUAUAUAUUUUUUAAUUUUACAUUUUUCUUUAAUUUCUUCUCAGUUCUCCCGAAAUAUGUUUUUCCUUGUUCAUAUUAAUUGUAACUUUUAGCUACACUAUAUCAGUAUGUAGUGUCUUGUUCGCUAGUCUAUGCAUUAUAGCGCAUUGGCAUCUGAAUGGCAACGUUUUAUUUAAUAGUCUUAAUUUUCCAGUUCGGAUCUCGAUUCACUACGGUUUAGUGUUUAAACCCAAAACAGGUAACACUAAUAUAUUAAAAUGAUGGCAUAGCAAACGAAAUGCGAUGUUACUUGUUUCCUUGGAUACAUAAGUAUUGGCUAACACAUAAAUAAUAGAUCUCCAAGUUUUCCUAAUUUAAUAGUGCAUAGUUACCAGUUAUGUCUUGGUGAAGCAAUAUCUUUAUGCAAAUUACAUUUUUAAUUGCAUUUUCCCUGGAAACUGGAAAUUAUAAUUACUGAUAGCUUUCUUUAUGUUAUUAUAUUAAUUAUUGAAAGUUUUACAUUAUGAAUAGUCUACAUGACCUCACAAAGCAGUUAUCUAAAACUGUACUGUAUGAGCGGUUUUCUGCGUAAAAAACAUUUUUUAUUACCUUGUAAAUUGUUAGUCUGCUUGGGUUGCAAUUUCAUAUAUAUCAGAAGUGUUACGAAUUUAUCAAUUUAUUUGAAUAUAAACAAUGGCUAAAAUAUAAGGCUUUCAUACAUUUUUACUCUUUCUUCCUAGCGUGGAUCAGUCAUCCCACAGCCAAAAGAUGCCUGCCAGACAUGUUUAUGCUCUUCUGAGAUGGAUAUGACUGCUGAAUUCUAUGCUGUAAAGUGCACCCCUAUCGUAUGUCAGAAGACCUGCAGCCAGGUAAGUGUUAUAUUUUAAUCUCUCUGCUUAAAGGAACACUCCAAGCGGAACCAGGCAGAUGCAAGGGAUGAAGUCUAAAAAUGUUUGACUACUUACAAUGGCAAGGGUGCCAGAGACAGUGUUGUCAGCAUAACCAUUACAGCAUACUGUAGUGGUUAUGGUGCUUGGAGUGUUCCUUUUACACUGAUGGGCCUCAUUUUUUAACUAUAUUAUGGAAGAGUAAAAUGUAUUUUAACUCUAAAGGCGAUUAGUCACUAAACUUUAGACUGCUGUGAAUUGAAAACCAUAUUGAAAAAUUAAAGAAAAUGAAGAUGUGAUGAUCUAAAGCAGAAGCCAAUAAAAAGUUAUUGCCUUUAGCGUUAUAUAUUCACUGUACACCAUUAAUAAUAUCAUGGUACAAUAUGAGCAGUUUGAUGUCAAUAUUGGAUGUCAUUAAAUUAAUUUAAAAUAUGGAGUGAGCUAUAAGGGACAAUUCCUUAUAUUCGACUAAUCCAUGCCUUACAAGCACCUUUGUAGUAAUAUCAUGCACAGAUACUGCAACCAAUCCAAACACAGCAUGGGAAGAACCUAUGGCACUAGAGGAAUUACUCCAAUCCCACUAUUUAUUUCCAUGCUAAACACAUUCUACCUAUAUAAGACUAUCUGCAUAGCAGAAUCUGGAGUACUAAAAUAUUGUACUGUCUUAAGCAGUCAGUUGGGUAAAAUAUAAAAUAUCAACAUGCACUAUAAAGAGAUUAUAACCUUCAAAGAGAUAAAAUAAGUGUGCUUACUCGUCCAUUGAGACAAGAAUAUGUAAAACAUUAUCUUGAAAUUGCCCCUAAUAAGAAAAAGACCGGCCACCAUUCCUAGAUAUAAGAGCGGUUAAUAAAACUAAGCCAUUUAAUGUUUUAAUAUCAUGUUAGUAAUUGGGCUUCAAACGUUGGUCUCAUGGUAAACUUUUUUCAAUUUUACAUAUUUCUAUUAUUUAGACUUUUUUAAAUAGCACUAUAUGUUCUGAUCAUUAGUCUCUUAUUUUCACUGCAGGGUUAUCAAUAUAGAGAAAAGUCUGGACAGUGUUGUGGAGAAUGUGUGCCUAUCCAAUGUACUAUGAAGAAAGACAACAAUACAUCAGUAGACAUUAAGGUAACUAAUGACAAUACAUGUGCAACAAACAUAAUUUCAUAAACUCUGCUAAGGUCUUGGUAACAAAAAUAAAAAACACCUUAAUGUUGGUGAGUCUGGCUCAUUUUAAGAUGAUAACUUGAGUGUAAUCUUAAAAUGCAAUCCACAUUGCAGAUAGUCUAUGACCUGCCAAUUGAUCAUUUUCAGCAAGUGCAAUGAAUCCCUGUAUUAUCUGUGUCUAUGUUUUACAGAUUGGAGAAACAUACAGAACAAAUAUUAGCGCUUGUAGCUACUAUGAAUGUGAAGAAGAAAACGGUGUACCUGUUCUCACAAAGGUGAAGAAGGUCUGCCAGACUCUCGACCUCACUAAAUGUGACCUGGUAUGUUAUACAUAUAUAUUUUAAUGUAAAGGUUUGUGUCAUUUUCAUUGUAUUUUUAAUGUCUCAUUUGUUGAUCUAGCCUUUUUUACAAUGUCGCACAAGUUUCUGAAGCUAUAAUUUCAUUUGUUUUUCAGAGCACACUUGCAUAUGAUCAAGAUGGCUGCUGUAGAACAUGUAAACCUAUAACUGGUUAGUAUUUUCUAUUGGAUGAAAGGUCUUGUCCUAAAUUUACUUGAAAAAGGCAUUAUAUAUGGACUAACCCAUUAUUUAACUAAGAACAUAGGUAGCCUUAAAAAGUUAGAGUUAUUAUACCUGGAAAUCAUAAGGAGGUAAUAACAUUGAGAUAAUUUAAAUUAAUAGGUGAGAAAAUUCAAAAUAUGAAUGCCCAUGACAUUGCACACUAACACGCAUUUGGGAUUUGUAUACCGUGUAUUUCAAUGCUACUAAGAAGAUAAACAUUUUAGAGGAACAUUUUCAGAGAUAAAAGAGACAAUUUCUAAUUCAAGUAGAGUUUUGGUUGUCUACUUUGUGCUUUCAAAACAAAUGCAUAAAUAAAUGCUUUAAAACCAGUGUAAGAAAAAAAAAAUGCUUAAACAUUUUGUAUAACUCAAUUCAGUAAAAUAAGAUAUUUCACAAAAAAGGAGUUAUACGUAUAACACAUAAGAUACCUUUAAUAAAGUCUAAAAUACAUAUUUCCUAAGCAAUUUAUAAUAAUGUUCUGUAUGUGAUUGCUCAGUGUGAGUUUUCUUAAACAGCUUAUUAGCUGAACUUGCAUAUUCUUUGUGCUUUCACCUAAUCACAAUACAGAUGGUAUUAAAAUCAUGGUCAGCGACCAUAAAAAAACUCAGAUACAACUAAAUUAUGUGCUUACUCCUGUAUGUUGUAAAGUUCAGAUGAUCCUUAUAUAAGAACUAAAAACAAGCAUGCUCCAUUACUUUCAUAUAUGUUUCUGAAUUUACCAAAAUUCUUUAUUUUACAUAAAGCAAACUUAACUACAUACCAGCAUUUCUAGAUACUGGCUAUUAUUAUUCAAUAAAACAAAAUCUUAUGAUAACAUGCCAUGUGUUUUUUUCCAGUGAUUUCUGCAACAGAACAACCCAAGGUAAUAGAAGACUGCAGUGUGCGUAAGAAUGUAACUGUUCUCAAACAAGAUGACUGUGUGGCUCAGGUGGAACUCACAUACUGCGGUGGACCCUGCAUGGGAUCAUCCAUGUAAGUCAAAUAAUAACUGGAAUUAUAGUUUCUUAGCAAGGGUCUAUAACGAAAGUAUUUCAUUUAGAUUUAAUGUGGAUGCAUAGUACACCUAGAUUUGCCCACUUCAAAAUAUGUUAAAAGAUACAAUAUGGCAGUGGAAGAAAAUAAUUUGAAAAAAAACUUUUCAUACAACCAUUUUAUUUUACUAGUUCAACUACUGCCUAUGUAGUUAUAUUUAAUAAAACACCAUAAUAUAUAAUAUAUACUUUUGUUAAAUUAAUCAUAUAUUAAUGUAUUCUAAAGACAAUAUAUAAUGUCUGCUGGGUCUGCUUACCUAUUUUAUUAUACAAUGCAUGCUAAAAUAUACUGUAGUUUUUUUCAGGUAUUCUAUGACAAAAAGAGGAGGUAACACAAUGUGCAGCUUAGUAGAUAAGGCCUACUUGUGGAACCACACUUUUAUUAGAAGAGCCUACGCCAUACGUCAAAAUGAUUUUAAGGGCAUUUGAACACUGAGGAAGGGACGGGGUCCUGAUACAUCUGUUUUUCAUAUGCUAUUCGAAUAGAAGUGUGGUUCCAUGAGUGGGUCUUAUCUACUAAUUUACACAGUGUUAACUCCAUUUUUUAUGUUACAUUUUGCUGCUGAUGAACCACAACCGAUUUCUACACUUUUGCUGCACUAGGUGAAAUGUAUAUAUGUUGUUUUGGCACUACAGUAACCACACUCCUUUUUCUUUGUUGUUUGCUACAGGUAUUCUAUCUCCACAAAGUCGAUAGACCACAAGUGUACUUGCUGUACAGAGCGUGAAGUAGGCCAGAAGACUGUCCAACUACUUUGCGCCAAUGGAAGACGUCUAAGUUACACAUACACCAAUGUGAUCAGCUGUGGCUGUGCAGGAGCCACCUGCACACCUGAAAACGGUCUUUCUGAGAAACAGAAAUACUCCAAAGAAAGUCAGAGUCACUCCCAGGAAAGCCAGAGUCAGUCCAAAGAAAGACAGAGUGCUCAGAUCAGAAAUCAAUUUAAAAGCUAAAAUACUGCAUAGUUUGUAAAUUGACCAUUUUCAUUAUUAAAGAUCAGAAUUAUUUUUGUUUAAUUAAGAAACACCCUCAAACAAAAAUAAAGACAAAAAAAUACACAGAUUGAACAUUCAGGUAAUUUCUGGAUAUUAGCUGUAAAAUUUUAACCUUGUCCAAACUAUCAACUAUAUGCACAAAAUGAUAGUUCCAAUGUCCAGUAAGAAAAGGUUUCAAUUUAUGUGAUUGUUUCAAUCUUCCAAUGUUUGUAAUUAUGAAUCAUCUGGCUUAUUUUUUUCUUUCCCUCUUGUCUUCUUUGUUUAAAUGUAGCUUAUAAUAAAUUUCAAAGCAAAAACUAA